CACCAGGCCGGCGAUGACGUCGCCGUUGUCUCACGUCGAAGUCUCACCAAAAGUCUUCGCCAGCCGCCAGUUCGUCCGCGGUCUACCGGCUGGACGAGGAGCUCGUCCUUUUCCCCGACGUCUUCGCCGAGAGGUGUACAGUGGUUUAUUUAUUUUUUUCCUUACCACCGUUGACCAGCUAGUGAAACCAACCAGCAUUGGACCACGUAUACAAGGAGGAAUCGUGGCUGAAGGAGGCUGCUGUCAGCCAUGGGGACGGUCAAGAUGAAACGUCUCUGGCCGUUGCUGGUGUGGAUACUUCUAUCCUUGUGUCCGGCCGAAUCGCUGAGAGGACUCGGCCGCGGACCUAGGAGAGAAGUGUUCUUCCUGAACCUCGAGGACGGCUACUUCGGCUGCCAGGUGAACAAAUCGACGGACGUUCUACAGCUGCUCGAGUUGUCGAAACUGUGCGACCACCACGUCGACUGCUACCAGGGUACCGACGAACAACGCGACAGGCUCAAGUGUACAGAUGAUUGCACGAAGGAGGACGGGACCAAGUGCUUGAACGGCGUCUGCCUGGACUCCGUCUGCCACUGCAACGACGGUUUCGGCGGUUGCAACUGCCAAGUGCCAGACGAGAACGAGUGCAAGUAUCGGCCCUGUGAUAUAUUCGCGCACUGCACGAAUACCCUUGGUAGCUUUCAAUGUUCCUGUUUCCCCGGCUACCAGGGCGACGGUUUCCAUUGCGAAGAUAUCGACGAGUGCGCUAAUCCGGCCCUCGCCGCGAGAUGCGUGGAGAACGCCGAGUGCUGUAACCUCCCGUCGAACUUCCUGUGUAAAUGCAAGCCCGGUUAUAUCGGCGACGGCGAGGUCCACUGCGAGGACGUGAACGAGUGCACGAUAUCUGGCGCGUGCGGCGACAACACCGUCUGCCACAACAUCCCUGGGAACUACACCUGCGCGUGUCAGGAUGGCUUCACGGGAGACCCCUACGAAAGCUGUAUCGACAUAAACGAAUGCGACUACGCGGGCGCCUGUGGAAAGGGCGCGCACUGCGUGAAUCUACCCGGCGGCCACAAGUGCGAGUGUCCGGAGGGCUAUAACGGCAAUCCCGAGGAAGAAUGCGUGGACGUCGACGAGUGUUUGCGCAGCCCUUGCGGUCGUUCGGCUCAGUGCACAAAUGUGCACGGCGGUUUCCGUUGCUCCUGCCCGGAAGGAAUGAGCGGCGAUCCUUGGUUAGGCUGUCACGAUAUAAACGAGUGCGAGGAGAGCUCGCCGUGCGGGGCGGACGCAGAUUGCGUGAACACGGAGGGUAGUUACGAGUGCAGAUGCCGGGCCGGCUAUCAGAUGGACCCGACCCACGGUUGCAUCGACGUGAACGAGUGCGGUCGAGCGGAUGCAUGCGCGGCGAACGCCAGAUGCAUCAACGUCCCGGGAUCGUACAAGUGUAUCUGCCCUCAGGGUUUCAUCGGUCAAGGACUAACGCUAUGCAAAAACGUGAACGAAUGCGAGAGAAAUCCUUGCGGCGAGAACGCCGAGUGCACCGACACGAUCGGCAGCUUCGUCUGCAGUUGCAAGCAGGACUACACUGGCGAUCCGUUUAAGGGAUGCAGCGAUAUCGACGAAUGCACCGCGUUGGAGAGUCCAUGCGGAAGGUACGCGAUUUGCAAGAACGCGGAUCCUGGAUACACCUGUGUCUGUCCACCGGGGUACAGUGCCAACCCCAGUCCGACAGUCGCCUGUGAACAGGUUGACGUGACUACCCUCUGCAAGUCGAACUUCGACUGCGUGAACAACGCUGAGUGCAUCGAGGGUCAGUGCUUCUGUAAGAACGGAUUCAAGGCCGUCGGGGCUGAAUGCGCGGACCUCGACGAGUGUCUCUCGAAUCCCUGCGGGCCGUCGUCGAUCUGUACGAACACGAGAGGAAGUCACCAUUGCGAGUGCGAAUCUGGUUUUGUUGGAACGCCGCCGCACAUACCCUGCAAAGCACCUUGCGACGAAGUGACUUGCGGAGAUCACGCAUACUGCAAGGCUGACGGCCAUGAGGCUUAUUGCAUCUGCGAGGAUGGCUGGACUUUUAAUCCGAACGAUAUCGCGGCUGGAUGUGUUGAUAUAAACGAGUGUGACGCGGUAAAUGGUCCUACGGGCCGAUGCGGCAAAAACGCAGUCUGCACGAACACUUUGGGAGGAUUCAGCUGCCAGUGCAGGCCCGGGUAUUCUGGGAACGCCUUCAAACAGUGCUUAGACGUAGACGAAUGUACGAGACACGACGCUUGCGGCCAUGGUGCCACAUGCACGAACGCGGAAGGUUCUUACACGUGCGCCUGUCCUGAAGGGACCAUACCGGAUCCUGAUCCUUUCAACAAGUGCGUAGGCAUAGUGACUUGCGACGUUGACGGCGACUGUCCAGGGAACGCCAUUUGCGAUCCUCAGAAAAGGUGCUUGUGUCCUGAACCUAACGUUGGAAACGACUGUAGACAUCCAUGCGAGGACCUGUCUUGCGGACCUAACGCUCAUUGCAUGCUCUCCAACGACAUUGCGACGUGCCUGUGCCGCAGCGGCUACACAGGGAAGCCGGGAGUAAAGGGUGGCUGCAGGGACAUUGACGAAUGCGCGAUCAAUCCGUGCCCUCAGGGUGCAAUCUGCAACAACGAGCCCGGUUCAUUCUCCUGUCAGUGUCCGAGUGGUACCACAGGCGAUCCUUACAGCGGCGGUUGCCAGGAAUCGAAAGCUCCCCACGUUUGUGGGCCCAGCACUCCCUGCCCAGCUGGGGAACAGUGCAUCAAGGAUGAGUUCAUCGGCAGCAGCGUGUGCAUCUGUCAGAGGGGCUACACUCGGGACCACGAAACCGGCAAGUGCAGAGACAUCAACGAGUGCAUGGAGCUCAGGGACAAGCCUGCUUGCGGCGUCAACGCCAUUUGUAAGAACCUGCCUGGUAGCUACGAGUGUCAGUGUCCGCCCGGCUUUAAUGGGAAUCCCUUCUCGCUCUGCGAAGAAUGCAACAGCAUCGAGUGCCAGUGCCAACCACCGUACAAGAUUGUCAAUGGCAAGUGUAUGCUGGCCGGGUGUUCCAAGGGCGAGAAGUGUCCAAGCGGCGCAGAAUGCAUAACGAUUGCUGGAGGAGUUAGUUACUGCGCUUGUCCUAAGGGCUACACCACUAAAGUCGACGGUUCCUGCGAAGAUAUAAACGAGUGCAUCGUUGGCCAUCAGGUCUGUGGCUACGGAGCAGAGUGCAUUAACCUACCGGGAUCUUAUCAGUGCGUUUGUCCACACGGCUACGGCGGAGAUCCUUACAAUGGCCUUUGUUCCCCUGCUCAGAAAAGAUGCACCAGCGAUAAUGAGUGCAAGGCGAACGAAAAAUGCGUGCAGCCUGGCGAAUGCGUUUGUCCACCGCCAUUUUACACGGAUGCUCUCGAUGGAAACCUUUGCAAGAAUCCCUGUGAUCGAUUUCCGUGUGGUAUCAAUGCAAAGUGCACGCCGAGCGACCCUCCCAAGUGCAUGUGCGAGGCUGGCUACGAGGGAGACCCGCAACACGGCUGCGUGGACGUCAACGAGUGCGCGAACAAUCCUUGCGGGCAUGGUGCUUACUGCAUUAACACGAAGGGAGAUCACAUUUGCGAGUGUCCGAAGGGGACAGUGGGCGAUCCCUACGGUGCUGGGUGUACAGGAGUGGCUGUACCGAAAACCGAGUGCUCUUCUAACGACGACUGUGAUAAUAUUUUCGCUUGUGUGAAUGGUAGAUGCGUGAAUCCUUGUGAUAACAUACCCUGCGGACCGAACGCGUACUGCGAGCCUGAUAAACACGCUGCUUGGUGUCGAUGCGUGAUAGGAUUCGUCGAGGGCAAGAACAACGAAUGCGUUUCUCAAUGCGAUGGCUUCGUGUGUGGCUCUGGAGCGCAGUGCAUCGUGAGCUACAGCGGGCCAACUUGCAAAUGCAUCGAAGGUUUCAUGGGUAAUCCGUUCCCCGGUGGCCAAUGUCUACCGGAUGUCUGUUCUCCGGAAGUGCCAUGUGCGGAACCGAGUGUGUGCAUAAGCGGCAGGUGCAAACGACGCUGCGAAGGAGUAGUGUGCGGCGUGGGAGCUUCGUGUGACCCUGCAACCAACAAAUGCGUUUGUAAUCCCUACUUCAUUGGGAACCCAGACCUACUUUGCAUGCCCCCGAUUCAACCUGCCACCUGCGAUCCUGGCUGCGGUUCGAACGCUCAUUGUGAGUACAGUUUGCAAGAUUCCAAGUGUGUCUGCAAUCCUGGCACCACUGGGAAUCCCUAUCAUGGCUGCGGAGUACAAGAGAAGUCUGACUGCACCACUGCAUUGUGCGGCAAGGACGCGCAUUGCAACGCUGGGCCGAACGCUGUGGAGUGCCUUUGUCCUCCAGGAUAUGCGGGGAAUCCUUACAUUCAGUGUCACGACAUUAACGAAUGCAACGGUAAUGCCUGUGGAAGCAAUGCGGUGUGCAUUAACACCAUUGGCAGCUACGAUUGCCGCUGCAAAGAAGCCUUCUUUGGCAAUCCCUUCAUCGGCUGCCAACAAGUACAAAUCGGUCCAUGCACCGAUCCUGCAACGUGUACCUGCAGCGAGACAGUGCCGUGUCCCUUCGACUAUAGUUGCGUGCAUGGCAAGUGCAUAAACCGGUGCAGUGAUGUUAGGUGUGGUCCGCGUUCAGUCUGCCAGGAUGGUGCUUGCGUUUGUCCUCCAGGCUACAGCGGGAAUCCUAAUGAUCUCAGCAAAGGAUGCCAUCUUCAUGGUCACUGUUCUAACGAUUUGGAUUGUGAACCCCAACAAAUCUGUUUCCAAGUUGGCAAAGGGGUCCGGAAAUGCGUGGACGCUUGUAGUAAGCUCCAGUGUGGUCCAAAUGCAUUGUGCGUAACCCAGCAUCAUGUGUCCUCUUGCUUGUGCAUCGAUGGAUACCAAGGAAAUCCCAGCAACCUGAUAGAAGGCUGCCAACCUUCCAAAUCUGUUAUAACACCUGGCUGUAUCCGUGAUUCAGAUUGUCAAGAAGGAUUCUUCUGUAUUGUUCUUGACAAUGGUGCCCGUGAUUGUGUGAAUCCAUGUAGUAAAAUAGUCUGCGGUGCCCAUCAGAAGUGUGAACCCGACAUAAUCCCUGGUCAUGCCACUUGCAAGUGUCAAGAUGGUUAUGAAUGGAAUUCGAUAUUAUCAUCUUGCGAGAAACCAUCAGUACCUGAUUGUAUUUCCGACGAUGACUGCCAUGCAACUGAAGCUUGUAGACCAGAUACCCUAGGUGUACUGAAAUGUGCUCCUGUAUGCCGCAGUUUCACCUGUGCCAUCAAUUCUCAAUGUAUAACUGAACGACAUCGUGGACGUUGCGAGUGUCUACCUGGUUUUAUUGGUAAUCCAAAUGACAGACAGGGAUGUCAGACUCCUAAGAAGGAUCAGUGUUCAACCGACAGCGAAUGUCCGGAAGAUCAGACCUGCAGAGGCACAGACGAAGGUUUAUUGACCUGUCAACCCGUUUGCAACUUUAUUUCUUGUGGACCUAAUGCUCUAUGUAUAGUUCAUAAUCAUGUUGCAAAUUGCGAAUGCCCGCCAGGACUCUUUGCUGGCGAUCCUACGGACAUGAUCAAAGGAUGUCGUACCGUUCCUUGCGUUUACAAUAUUGACUGUCCACCUACUCAGCUUUGUAACAGAUUAACUCAUACCUGUUACGAUGUUUGCGACGAAAAUGCUUGUGGUGUUAAUGCUGUUUGCAUAGCGGAUGAUCAUAGAGCGAUUUGCCAAUGUCCUCCCGGGCUUCGACCAAAUCCUGUACCGGAUGUAGAGUGCGUUGCGAUCGAGGCAUGCCAUCCGAAUCCAUGCCAUCAAACCGCCGUUUGCGUACCGGGACCAUCCAACAAUCCUGUUUGCCAAUGUCCGCCAAAUUUUGUCGGAGAUCCCUACGUCAAAGGAUGCCAGCCGGAAGGAUAUUGUGCCAGUGGUAAAGACUGUCCAGUUCACUCUAUUUGCCACAAUCAUCGUUGCAUUAAUCCUUGCGAAGAUGCUUGUGGAUCAAAUUCGAUUUGCGAAAUCAUCAAUGGCCAGCCCACGUGCAAGUGCAUUCACAAUUUCGUUCCAUCCACCAAAGGUCCGCAGGAUGGAUGCGUCAGAUCUGCGAAUUAUUGUACUGUUGAUGCUGAUUGCGAGGAAAGCGUGUGCCUUGAGGGACAGUGUAUAGCUGUCUGUCGAACAACCACAGAUUGUUCUGUUGGAGAAAAAUGUGUCAACAGCAAGUGUGUACUUCCUUGUGUAUCUCAUAGUCAGUGUCAGUUGGAUCAAGCAUGUGUGAAUGGAGGAUGCAUUUUGGGAUGUCGUAGCAAUAAGAAUUGUCCUAACACACAAUCGUGCAUCAAUAAUAAAUGUCAAGAUCCAUGCGGUAUAUUAGAUGUGUGUGGGCCAAAUGCAAUUUGUAGUUGCACCAAUCAUGCUACAACUUGUACUUGUCCACUUGGCUUCCAUGGAAACCCUACACCUCAACAAGGAUGUGUUAGGGUACCUAAUAUUUGUGAAGGUGCUCAAGAUUGUCCAAGUCAACAUGUCUGUGAGUCUGGGUUCUGUCAAUGUCAAUGCACUGAACAGAAUAACUGUGCUCAAGGAGAACGCUGUAAGAAUGGUAUCUGUGUGAAGAUAUGCUAUAGUGAUAGCAACUGUUUGCCUGGAGAAUUAUGUAUUGAUGGAGUCUGUGAGGUGGGUUGUACAUCUGAUGCUGGCUGCAAAGACAAUGAAGUCUGCAUUAAGAACAAAUGCAGAUGCAGUCAUGGAUUCAUUGCUGGACCAGAACACUGUCUAGACAUCAAUGAAUGUAACGAUGAACCCUGCCACUCUAGUGCAGAGUGUAUAAAUCUUCAUGGAUCCUAUCGUUGUAUAUGCCCACAAGGCACAGCAGGUGAUCCUGUGGGAUCAGGUUGUGUGAUACCUCAUCAAUGCAACAUAAAUGCAGACUGCCCUGAUACUCAAGCCUGCAUUCAUCACAACUGUACUGAUCCUUGUUCCUUGGGCGAUUGUGGGUCCAAUACUGUCUGUACUGUUGUGGAUCAUACAGCUGCCUGUCAGUGUCAACCUGGCUACAUUGGUGAUGCCUCUGGAUGCUUCAGAGUGGAAUGUCUUUCCAACAACGAUUGUCCCACGGAUAAAUAUUGUAAUCAAGAUACCAACAAGUGUAGUAGUCCUUGCAAUCAAAUGAACUGUGGAUAUGGCAACUGCAUAGCUUCUGACCAUGUAGGAAUUUGCAAAUGUUAUCCUGGAUUUAUUCUAGCAGGUGACAUCUGUGUUGAUGUCAAUGAAUGUUUAGAAAAUCCUUGUCAUUCCACAGCAGUUUGUCAAAAUACAGAGGGUUCAUACGCUUGCGUUUGCCCACACGGAUUGGUAGGGGAUCCUUUCAAGUCUGGCUGUAAACAACCCGGAGAUUGCUUCACAGAUUUCGAUUGUCCAAUUUCUGCAGCUUGUAUUGACAACAGAUGCACUAAUCCUUGCGACAGUUCACGUAUCUGUGGUAGGAAUGCAGAAUGCUUUGUGCAAGAUCACGUACCUCUCUGCAGAUGUCCCGGUCAAACUACAGGGAACCCAUCUUCUGAAUGCACACAUCUUGAGUGCAACUACCAUAGCGACUGCAACCCAUCUGAUGCAUGUUUCAAUCAUAAGUGUGUUGAUCCUUGUUCUUUAUCGAACGUCUGUGGUCAAGGAGCCGAUUGUUCUCCUUUGAAUCAUAGCGCAGUGUGCACAUGUCAACCUGGAGGUACUGGUGAUCCAAAUUUGGGUUGCACACCUGUUCAGUACUGCAAGUCCGACUCCCAGUGUGCUACAGGAUCAGCAUGCAAUGGAGGAAUAUGCACAGCUCUUUGUGGUAGCACGAGAGAUUGCAUUGGUGAUCAACUCUGUAUCAAUGGCCUCUGUCAGCCUACUUGCAAGAGUAACUCUAGCUGCCCAGAAUUCCAGUACUGCCACAAUAAUAUAUGUGUUCAAGAAUUACGUUGCAUAUCCGACGAUGAUUGCUCUUACGACGAAAAAUGUAUCAAGAACAACAUUGGGCAGGCGGAGUGUCACAAGACUUGUGAUUUGGUACUAUGCGGACGCAACGCCGAAUGUAAAGCAGAUGACCACAGAGCCGUGUGUUCUUGCAAAGGUGGAUUCUUUGGGAAUCCCAAAGACGAUAAGAUUGGUUGUCAGCCUAUUGAAUGUGAGGUCAAUGAAGAUUGCAGCGAGGAGAAAAUUUGUGAUACGCAUAAAUGCAGAAUUGCCUGCUUGGCCAACAAUCCUUGCGGUGUUAAUGCUAUCUGUACCGCAGAGAAACAUCUCCAGGUUUGCACGUGUCAGCCCGGAUAUACCGGAGAACCAACCCAUGGUUGUCAGCUGAUCGAUUAUUGCCAGAACGACCCUUGCGCUCCAGGAACCGUUUGUGAGAAUUCCAGAGGAUCUUACAAGUGUCAUUGUCGACAAGGAAUGGUCGGUGACGCGUACAACAGUGGAUGUCAACCACCGGUUGAAUGCCUUCAAAACAAUGACUGCCCACUUACUGCCAAGUGUAUAAACAUUAACAACGUGCCAAAGUGUUUCGAUGUGUGCUCACGGACUCAGUGCGGACCAAACGCAGAUUGCUUUGCCAACAAUCACGUGGCCGCGUGUCAGUGUCGGCCGGACUACGAAGGUGAUCCGAACAAUUUAAGUGUAGGGUGUCGGCCGAAGCCGGUUAUCUGUUCAUCAGCCGCCGACUGCUCGCCGAACACCUAUUGCUACGAAGGAAUCUGCAGACCGUCCUGCCAAUCGGACGAAGAAUGCAACCUAUCAGACAUGUGUUUGAACGGGCAAUGUCUCGAUCCUUGCAACAUCAGAGCCGCGUGCGGAAUAAACGCCGAGUGCAACGUGAGGAGCCACAUUAAACAGUGCAGCUGUCCUCCCGGCUUCACUGGCAACUCGGAACUGGAGUGUGUGAGACUGCCGGUGUCCUGCAGAGACAGCAACGAUUGCAACGAAGGCAAUACCUGCCGCGACAACGUGUGCCUGCCUAUAUGCGUCACCGACAACGAAUGCGCGUUCAACGAGAAAUGCGUGCGCGACAAUUGCCUGCUCACGUGCAGGCUGGACAACGACUGCUUCUUGGGCCACAUAUGCCUGCACAACAUGUGCACCUUCGGCUGUCGCGCGGAUGAGGACUGCAACGCGAACCAGGCCUGUAUCACGAACAAAUGCAUCGACCCCUGCGAGGCGACUCCAUGCGGACCGAACGCCAAGUGCACCGUGUUCAAUCAGCGAGCCACUUGCUCGUGCCCCGCUGGAUUCAUACCGAACCCAACAGCCAAGGUCGCGUGCUUGCGCUCGCCUGGAUCCGCUUGUCAAGCGAACAGGGAUUGCGCAACGGGAACAGCUUGUAUAGGAGGCACCUGCACACCGGUGUGCUCCACGGACUUGAACUGUUUGAGUAACGAGCGCUGCGACCAGGCUGGUAUCUGCAAAUCAUUGUGCAGGAGGGACGAAGAUUGUAGGAGCGGCGAGAUCUGCGAAGGUCUGGUCUGCGCUAUCGGAUGCCGCGCCGACGUGGAGUGCCAGGAAAAUUAUGCGUGCAUAAAUAACCAAUGCCAAGAUCCGUGCUCUCUUCCUGAUGCCUGCGGAGUGAAUGCCAAAUGCUCGAUUGUGAAUCAUCAGAAGUUAUGCGCCUGUCCCGCGCCGCUUGGCGGAGAUCCUCUAAUUGGAUGCAAACAGGCGUUCUUGCCGUGCUCAACGGAGCUAGACUGUCCGACCGGUCAGACUUGUUACGGCCGAUCCUGUUACGCCACGUGUAGGAGCGACGCCAACUGCCUGAGCGACGAACGAUGCGACGGAGGAAUUUGCAAGGCGAUCUGCAACAGCGACGACCACUGCGUGGCGAAUCAGAUUUGUCAGAACCGAUUGUGCGACAUCGGAUGUCGCAGCGAUAACAGCUGUCCCAACGAUGAGUCUUGCGUAAACAACAAAUGUAGAAAUCCAUGCGAGAACGGAGAGGCUUGCGGAGAAUGCGCAGGCUGCCGCGUGGUCAACCACGUGGCACAAUGCAGCUGCCCAGCUAACUACUAUGGCAACGCGUUGGUUAGCUGCGUGAAGUCCAUGGUCCCUUGCGACGGAUCCUGCGAAUGUGACGAGAUAGGCUUCUGCACGACAAGCUGCGCCAGCCAAGAUCAGUGUUCCUGUGGAGAGAGUUGCCACUCUGGAAAAUGCCGCAUUAAAUGUGACAUCAAUAAUUCUUGUCCAAAGGGCUACGUAUGUGAUGGAGGCUUAUGUCUAAUCGGCUGCCAUACUCAUUCCGACUGCCCAUCCUCGUUAUCCUGCAUCAGUGGCCAAUGCGAAGAUCCAUGCUCCGCCAAUGGCUCACCCUGUGGAAUCAACGCGCUGUGCCGCGUGUCCAAUCACCGGGCAGUGUGUCUCUGUCCAGAGGGUUACCAAGGGGAGCCGAGUCAGGAGUGCUACCAACUGGAGUGUCACCGGGACGACGACUGCGAGGCGAACAAACGUUGCAGCGAAGAUGGAGUCUGCACGAAUCCUUGCCUGCAGCACGGAGUUUGCGGGUUCAACGCGCAAUGCAGAGUGGUCAAUAGGAAAGCGCAAUGCUCUUGUCCACCUGGACAUUACGGGAAUCCCAAGAUCAACUGCAAGAAAGGCGGAGAUCAAUGCUUGAGAAGACCAUGCGGCGUGAACGCGAAGUGCAGGGAGACUCUGAAUGGUUUUGAGUGUACCUGCGACCCUGGCUGCCAAGGUGAUCCGCAUCAGGCUUGCAUCUGCGACGGAGGCGAACUCUGCAAGGACACCCGUUGCGGACAGAACGCAGCCUGCCGCAUUUACAAGAACCAGCCCCAGUGUUAUUGUCCACCCAACUUCCCGUUCGGCGAUCCUAUGCAUAGCUGUAGUAUAGAUAAGAGUUUAGGUGACUGUCGCACGAACGGUUGCGGAAAAGGCGCGGAAUGCAUUAGAGACGGCACGAUAUUCGUCUGCCGGUGUCCACCGGGUACGAGCGGCUCGCCGGACAACGAGUGCAGCACAGAUACCAAGUGCAGAACCCACGACGACUGUCUCUCUCAACUGGCCUGCAUCAACCAACAGUGCUUGAACCCUUGCACCGUGGAGAACCCCUGCGACUUCGUCGAAGUUUGCCACGUUCAGGAUCACAGACCAGUCUGUGUAAAAGAUCUACUGAACGAUACGAGUUGUCCUUAUUGUCCACCCGGCAUGCAGUGCGAUCCGGCGUCCAACACAUGCGUGAAAGCGGGUUGCACUAGCGACAAAGAUUGCCCGUUGACCACGGCGUGCAUCGCGGCCACUUGCCAGGAACCCUGCCUCCACCGGAACCCGUGCGUCAAGAACGCGGUCUGCGUGAACUCGAACCAUCGGGCCGAGUGCAGCUGCAACGAGGGCUAUCACGGGAACGGAUUCCUCUAUUGUGCUCUUGAUGAGAGUGGCAAGAAUAUCUGCCACUACAACGAUGACUGUCCACCGAGCAAGUAUUGCGACCGCCAAAACAGACUGUGCAUUGAUCCUUGCCUUGAAAGUGACUGCGGAGAGAACGCUAGCUGUUUGCCAGUGAACCAUCAACCACAAUGCAAAUGCUUGCCAGGUUACGAGGGUAAUCCUUUGCUAGGUUGCACAACAAUAUCCUCAGAUCCUUGCGUUCCGAAUCCUUGUGGCUUGGACGCGAUGUGCGAGAAUGACAAUGGCAAUCCGGUGUGCUUCUGUCCAAAAGGCUUGACUGGAAAUCCGUUCGAACAGUGCAUUCCAGACGGUGACAUGUGCCACGGCAAUCCAUGCGGAAUAAACUCUGGUUGCCGCGUGGUGGCAGGGCAGGUCAGGUGUUUCUGCCUGCCAGGAUAUGAGGGAUCUCCUCCUGAAUCUCCAUGCGUGCUACCCAGCAAUCCCUGCGAGCCUUCACCUUGUGGACCCAACACUCAGUGCACUAUCCUUUCCAGCGGACUUUCCAAGUGCACGUGCUUGCCUGGGUACAUUGAAAGUCCCAACACCAUCAGAGGAUGCGUGCCAAAGUCAGACCAAUGUGAACCUAAUCCUUGUGGGCUUGGCGCAAGAUGUGACGCGAAUAGAAUACCACCUUGUUACUGUCCUGAGCACACUGUUGGAAAUCCUUAUCAAAGCUGUGCAUCGCUACCGGUCAACGUUCCUGAUCCAUGUUUACUGAUUCCUUGCGGUAAGAACGCAAUCUGCAUCAACGCGACUGGUAUCGCCAGAUGCGAAUGUGUUCCGCCGUACAUUGGCAACCCAUACAUGGACGGCUGCGAAGCAGAGUGCAUUGUGAAUCAGGACUGCGAGUCUCAUUUGGCGUGUUUCAAUCAGCACUGUAGGGAUCCCUGUCCAGGUGUGUGCGGUGCUAACGCGAGAUGCGAGGUAGACGAUCACGUUCCAGUUUGCUCUUGCCUGCCUGGAUACACCGGUGAUCCAUUUGGUUCUUGUAAGAUUGAGAAAUCACCUCCUCCGACGCAAAAUCCUUGCAUGCCAUCGCAAUGUGGGCCACACAGCAUCUGUCGCGUGAUGAAGGACCGCGCUGUCUGCUCGUGCAGCCCAGGAUACCACGGCACGCCUCCAUCUUGCCGGCCAGAGUGUCUAGUUAGCUCAGACUGCCCUGUACACUUGGCUUGCAUUGCUCAAAAGUGCAGCGAUCCUUGUCCUGGCUUGUGCGGACAGAACGCUCUUUGUCAAGUUGUCGGUCACAAUCCUAUUUGCAGCUGUCCUCCGAAGUUCACUGGAGAUCCGUUCACCCAAUGCGUUAAAGAAGUUGUACCACUGCCUACGCCAGGACCCAAGAAUCCUUGCGUGCCUUCUCCUUGCGGACCAAACGCAGAUUGUCGUGUCCAAGAGAAUCAUCCGGUUUGCACGUGCGUCAGCGGAAUGCUUGGAGCACCACCGAACUGCAGGCCAGAGUGUUUGAUUCAUCAGGAUUGCCCGAAUUAUCUGGCUUGUGUCCAAAAGAAGUGUGUGGAUCCUUGCGCUGGGUCCUGUGGAUUUAACACAAAUUGCACUGUCCAGAACCACCGGCCUAUGUGCCAGUGUUAUGACGGCUAUGAAGGGGAUCCUUUCUCUGGAUGCAGUAAAGUUUCUUAUCCCGUACCACUGCCUUGUGAUCCAUCGCCCUGCGGUGCGAAUGCGGUGUGCAAAGAAAGGAACGGAGUUGGCUCCUGUGCCUGUUUGCCUGACUACACCGGAGAUCCUUACGCAGGAUGCAGACCCGAAUGUGUUCAGAACUCUGACUGCGUGCAGGCGAAGGCUUGUAUAAACAACAAAUGCAAGGAUCCGUGCUUAGGAGCCUGUGGUUUGAACGCUCAGUGCCAAGUCAUCAAUCAUCAGCCUUCGUGCAGUUGUCUAUCCGAUUAUACUGGUGAUCCAUUAAAAUCCUGUCAUUUGUCACCUGUUACACCAAUACCGGGUGAUCCAUGCCAACCAUCCCCUUGCGGGCCGUACAGCAAUUGUCGAGUGAUCGAUAACCACGCGGUUUGUUCUUGUCAACCAAAUUACGUUGGCAGUCCGCCACAGUGUCGUCCAGAGUGUGUGGUUAGCACAGAUUGCACUCAGAAUACAGCGUGCAUCCAUCAGAAGUGUGGAGAUCCGUGCGUAGGCACUUGCGGCCAGAACGCUGACUGUCAGGUCAUCAAUCAUAACCCAGUUUGCAGUUGCUCUUCUGGAUACACUGGUGAUCCAUUCUUCGGAUGCGUUAAAGAACCUGAAGCCAAAGUACCCGGUCCGGAACCAAGCGGCAAUCCGUGUCUUCCAUCGCCUUGCGGACCAAAUUCACAGUGCCGCGUGAUAGACGGUUUCCCUGCCUGUUCGUGUCUGCCUAAUUACGUCGGCAGAGCUCCCAACUGUCGUCCGGAAUGCGUCAUCGACGAAGGCUGUCCUGGAAAUCUAGCUUGCCAGAACGAGCAGUGUGUCGAUCCUUGCCCAGGUUCAUGCGGUGUCAACACUUACUGCAACGUUGUAAAACAUAACCCUCUUUGUAUCUGUAAUGCUGGAUACACUGGAGAUCCGUUCACCGAAUGUUCUCCGAUAAUCGAAGUACCCACCACGACAGAACAGCCUCGCACCCCAUGCAACCCAUCUCCUUGCGGUGCAAAUGCUGUUUGCAACGAGAGGAACGGUGUAGGAUCCUGCACAUGUUUGCCAGAGUAUAUCGGAGAUCCGUACACGGGCUGCAGACCUGAAUGUGUCAAGAACACCGAUUGUGAUCGUGACAAGGCUUGUCUGCACAACAAAUGCGUCAACCCUUGUCCUGGUACGUGUGGCGAAGGAGCCACUUGUAGAGUGGUGAAUCAUGCUCCAUCUUGUUCCUGUUUGCCUGGGUACACCGGAGAUCCGUUCAACUUGUGUAUCAAAUUGGAAGAUACGCCGCAACCGGUACCAGAGAAUCCUUGCGAACCUUCGCCUUGUGGACCCAACAGCAACUGUCGCGUUCAUAACGGACACGCGAUAUGCCUCUGCCAACCAGGCUUCAUUGGAAUACCACCCACUUGUCGUCCAGAAUGUACAGUCAGUUCCGAGUGUUCUCAGAACAAAGCAUGCAUCGAGAACAAAUGCGCUGAUCCUUGUCCGGGAUCUUGCGGACUGAACACCAAGUGUCUAACUGUGAACCAUAAUCCUAUCUGCACGUGUGCUGCUGGAUAUACAGGAAAUCCACUGAUUCAGUGCACGAGAUUCAAUAUGUCCGAUGUACCAUCUAAAGGCGCUGGAAAUCCAUGCUCGCCCAAUCCUUGCGGGCCAAAUUCUCAGUGCAGAGUAAUUGGUUCUCAGCCUGCUUGCUCUUGUCUGAUGAACUUCAUCGGGCGUUCGCCAAAUUGCAGACCCGAGUGCACAGAUGAUUCUGAAUGCUUCCACUCGGCGGCUUGCAUAAAUCAGAGGUGUAAGAAUCCAUGUCCUGGAGCAUGUGGAGAGCUCGCUAGGUGUACGGUUCAAAAUCAUCUUCCUAUUUGCACUUGUCCAGAGGGAUACGAGGGUGAUGCCAGCGUUCGAUGCGUACUUGCACCAACACCAACAACGGAUAUGAGUGUACCUAAUCCAUGUUCACCGAAUCCUUGUGGUCCAAAUGCUCAGUGUCGCGAGAGGAACGGCGCGGGAGCUUGUGUCUGCCCAUCAGAUCUCAUUGGAGACCCUUACGACAAUGAGAAGGGAUGCCACAGAGAAUGUGAAUCGAAUAAUGACUGUGCUCCGCAAUUGGCAUGCAUUGGAUUCAAAUGUACCGAUCCUUGUCCAAGCACUUGUGGCACUUUGUCCAUUUGCAAUGUUCAGCAACACGUUCCUGUGUGCACUUGUCCUCCUGGAUACACAGGAGAUCCAUACUUCGCUUGUGAACUUAAAGAAAUUAUGAGUCCACCGUUAGAUCCAUGCUCGCCUUCACCCUGCGGACCCAACAGCAAAUGCCGAGAAAUAAAUGGGCAAGCUGUAUGCACGUGCCUUCCAGAAUACCGUGGAAUUUCACCAAAUUGUAGGCCAGAGUGCGUCGUGAAUGCGGAGUGUCCACCUCACUUGGCGUGUUUGAACAAGAAAUGCACAGACCCUUGUCCUAACACUUGCGGAUUAAGGGCUCAGUGUACCACUAAAAAUCAUAAUCCGAUUUGUUCCUGUCCUGUUGGGUUCACUGGUGACCCUUUCACUCAGUGUUCCUUCAUCGCUUUCAAUGCUAGCACAUCCACGGAACGGCCGCCAUCUUGCACACCUACACCUUGCGGACCAAAUUCUCUGUGCCAGCUUAUAUCUGGAAAUCCAGCAUGUUCCUGUUUACCAAAUUAUAUUGGAGUCCCUCCGGAAUGUCGACCAGAGUGUAUUCUAAGCUCGGAAUGCAAAAGUCAUCUCGCCUGUGUUAAUCAGAAGUGUCAAGAUCCUUGUGUAGGCUCCUGCGGUGUCAAUGCUCAGUGCCAUGUCCUGAAUCACAUACCUGUUUGCACUUGUAUGGAAGGGUUCACUGGUGAUCCAUUCACGCAGUGUAUAGUCCUCCCUCCAACCACACUGCCACCAGUAAGUGAUCCUUGUAGCCCAUCUCCCUGCGGACCCAACGCCUUAUGUACAAAUGGCGACUGCGAGUGUCUUCCAGAGUAUAUAGGAAAUCCUUACGAAGCCUGUCGUCCAGAAUGUGUUCUUAAUUUGGAGUGUCCUCGUGACAGGACCUGUCUCAGAAAUAAGUGCAAGGAUCCUUGUCCUGGAGCAUGUGGACAAAAUGCUGUGUGCGAUAUAGUGAACCACAUACCUAGCUGCUCUUGCCCACCUGGUUAUAUUGGAGAUCCGUUUGUCAGCUGUCGCAUUCAACCUCAUGUUCCAACGACAUCAGAUCCAUGUUCACCAUCACCCUGUGGACCAAACAGCCAGUGCCGUAACAAAGAAAACCACGCUGUUUGCUCUUGUUUACAAGGAUACCUUGGAUCUCCUCCUUCCUGUAGACCGGAGUGUGUCGUUAGCUCAGAGUGUCCACCGACUCGAGCCUGCGUGAACAAGAAGUGCACUGAUCCUUGUUUGGGCUCUUGUGGUCUGAACGCAAGAUGCGAAGUGAUCAACCAUUCGCCAAUCUGCAGUUGUCUUCCUGGGCAGACUGGAGAUCCUUUCAAGAGUUGUUACGACAUGCAAACUACACCGGAAGUCAAAGACACUGGCGAUCCUUGCAGUCCAUCGCCCUGCGGACCAAAUGCCCAGUGUCAAAACGUGAACGGCUAUCCAUCCUGCUCUUGUCUACCUACGUACAUAGGAACUCCACCAUCUUGUCGUCCAGAAUGUCUGAUCAACCCUGACUGUCCCACUGACAAAGCCUGCAUCAAUUCAAAGUGCACAGACCCCUGUCCCGGAUCCUGCGCAGAGAAUGCGAAAUGCAUUGUCGUUAAUCACGCAGUCGUCUGUUCGUGUACCGAUGGUUUCACAGGAAAUCCGUUCAUUCAAUGCGUUGAACUGGAAGAGGAAGCUAUCAAUCCAUGCGAACCCUCUCCCUGUGGUCCCAAUGCUGUCUGCCAGCAACGCGACAACGUUGGAGCUUGCAUAUGUAUCGACGACUAUCAUGGCAACCCUUACGAGGGAUGUCAACCAGAGUGUAUCCUCAGCUCUGACUGUCCAACUAAUAAGGCCUGCGUCCGCAACAAGUGCGAGGAUCCUUGUCCAGGAAUAUGUGGUGUCAGAGCCCAGUGUUCAGUCAUCAACCAUAUUCCAACUUGUACUUGUCAACCUGGUUACGUGGGAGAUCCAUUCGUCAUUUGCAAUCUGCCAGUAGUUACAAGCACAGAGCCUACUGUGAUAGACCCAUGCGUACCAUCGCCAUGCGGACCGAACAGCUUGUGUCGCGCUGUGAACGAGCAGGCUGUGUGCACUUGUCAGGAAACCUUCAUCGGCACACCUCCAAACUGCAGACCUGAAUGCGUUGUCAACUCAGAGUGUCCACAGAACAGAGCAUGCUACAAGCACAAGUGUACUGAUCCUUGUCCAGGAACCUGUGGAGUGGGAGCCAAUUGUCGUGUGAUCAAUCAUAACCCGUUGUGCAGCUGUCCACAGGGAACCACAGGAGAUCCGUUCUCUAGAUGCUUCACUCAGACAGUUACUCCAGUUCCACCUAUCGGUGAUCCAUGCACGCCAAGUCCAUGCGGCCUCUACGCAGAAUGCAGAGCAAACGAUGAUCAGGCUGCCUGUUCGUGUCUGAAAAAUUACAUAGGACUACCACCAAAUUGUCGACCAGAGUGCGUAGUCAACACAGAUUGUCCAUCGAAUGAAGCUUGCAUUUCCGAGAAGUGUCGAGAUCCUUGCGCCGGGUCCUGUGGUCAGAGUGCAGAUUGCCGAGUACAAAAUCACAUACCCGUUUGUCUCUGCCAAUCAGGAUACACCGGCGAUCCUUUCACUCUGUGUACACAGAUAAUAGAGCAACCUAAGCAACCUGAAGAUCUAUGUAAUCCAUCUCCAUGCGGACCAAACGCAGAAUGCGACGAGGGUAACUGCAAGUGUCUCCAGAAUUACUUCGGUGACCCUUACUCGUACUGUCGACCGGAGUGCACCAUGAAUUCCGACUGUUCUCGCGUGAAGGCGUGCGCCAAUCAUUACUGCGUCGAUCCUUGCAUCGGCACGUGUGGCACAGGUGCACGUUGCGACGUAGUCAAUCACAUACCAAUGUGCAGUUGUCCACCUGGCACAACCGGGGAUCCAUUUACUCUGUGUCGAACACAUCUACUCGAAGAACCCAGAAAACAACCGUGCACCCCAUCCCCUUGCGGAGCAAACAGCAUUUGCAAAGUGGUGAAGGAUCACGCGGUCUGCUCGUGUCAACCAGGACUGAUAGGCAGCCCGCCUGCCUGCAGACCAGAGUGUGUAGUCAGCGCAGAUUGUCCUCUGACUCAAGCCUGCCUCAAUAACAAGUGUCAGGACCCGUGUCCAGGCACCUGCGGCCAGAACUCUAAGUGCCAAGUGGUAAAUCACAAUCCAAUAUGCAUCUGCUACGAAGGACACACAGGAGAUCCGUUCACCAGGUGUUACCCGAUGCCCAGAGAACCACCGAAGCCCGUGAACCCUUGCCAGCCAUCGCCCUGCGGACCAAAUGCGGAGUGCCAAGUGAGAGACGCCGGUCCAGUCUGCUCGUGCGUGCAGAAUUACAUCGGUGUCCCGCCAAACUGCAGGCCGGAGUGCACGAUCAAUCCGGAGUGUCCGCCGCAUUUGGCGUGCAUGCAGCAAAAGUGUCGCGAUCCGUGUGUCGGUUUGUGCGGUUCGAACGCUCAGUGUUCGGUAGUGAACCAUCACGCGGUGUGCGCUUGUGCCGAGGGUUACACCGGGAAUCCGUUCAGCGUUUGCGAGCCGGUCGCCAAGGAUGAACGCCCAGACCUUAGGAACCCCUGCAGGCCCUCCCCGUGCGGCAUCAACGCGAUCUGCCGCGAGAACAACGGCGUCGGCCUCUGCUCCUGCCCGCCAGACUUCAUUGGCGACCCCUACGAAAGAUGCAGGCCCGAGUGCACGCAAAAUUCCGAUUGCGCCAAGACGAUGGCGUGCAUGGGCGUGAAAUGCCGCGACCCUUGCUCGGGCACCUGCGGGCUGCAGGCCCGCUGCGAAACGAUCAAUCACGUGCCUGUCUGUUCUUGUAACCCUGGAUACACUGGCAACCCUUUCACCUACUGUCCUCUAAUACAAUUUUACCCCCAUACAGUGACCCCCGUUGACCCGUGUAACCCGUCCCCCUGCGGGCCCAACAGUAAAUGUCGAAACGUGGACGACCACGCAGUAUGCACCUGCCUCCCGAAUUUCAUGGGAAACCCGCCGAACUGCCGACCCGAGUGCGUGGUGAACAACGACUGUCCCCUGGAGCUCGCGUGCGUCAACCAAAAGUGCACGACCCCGUGCGCGAACUCCUGCGGCAUCAACACUCAGUGCAGGGUGAUCAACCACAGUCCCAUUUGCACCUGCAACAACGGAUACACCGGCGACCCGUUCACCAAAUGCUUCCCUGCUCCACAGCCGUCCCCGAACGACAACGCCCUAGCCCCGAUUGACCCCUGCGUGCCCUCCCCCUGCGGCCUGUACGCGGAAUGCAGGAACAUCGGCGGCACGGCGUCUUGCUCCUGUUCACCCAGAUACAUCGGAUCCCCCCCGAACUGUCGGCCGGAGUGUCGCGUGAACUCCGACUGCUCUAUGAACCUCGCUUGCACCGGCGAGAAGUGCAGGGACCCUUGCCAAGGGUCGUGCGGCGUCACGUCCCUUUGCACGGUCUACAACCACGUCCCCGUGUGCACUUGUCCCCAAGGAUACACGGGUGACCCCUUCAACAACUGUUACCUCGCUCCCAUUGAACCACCUGAACCUGUUAUCACCGAUCCCUGCGCGUCUUCACCCUGCGGAGCCAACACACGUUGCGAUAACGGCGUGUGCACGUGUUUGCCGGAGUACCAGGGCGAUCCCUAUGUGGGCUGCCGGCCGGAGUGCGUGUUGAACACUGAUUGCCCGCAGGAUCGUGCCUGCGUGAGGAACAAGUGCGUGGAUCCUUGCCCAGGCACCUGCGGCAGGAACGCGCAGUGCCUCGUGUUCAAUCACGUGCCCAUGUGCAGCUGUCCUAACGGGAUGGAAGGGAACGCUUUCGUUCAGUGUUCCGUGACCCGAGAUCCCAUACAGAGGAACCCCUGUUCGCCGUCGCCCUGUGGUCCCAACAGCGUUUGCCGAGAGGUGAACGAGCAGGCGGUCUGCACCUGCGUAGCAGGAUUCGUGGGCUUGCCGCCUGCUUGCAGGCCUGAAUGCACCGUGAGCUCGGAUUGCCCUUUGACCGAGGCUUGCAGCAAUCAGAAGUGCAUAAACCCGUGUCCCGGCUCCUGCGGCCUUAGGGCAGUCUGUCACGUGGUUAAUCACAACCCCGUGUGCAGCUGCUCGCCGGGAUUGACCGGUGAUCCAUUCGUUCGAUGCACCCCGCAACUGAACGACGUUCCCAUUGUGAACCCCUGUGAACCUUCCCCGUGUGGUCCUAACGCCCAAUGCCGAGUCGUGAACGACGCGCCAUCUUGCUCUUGUCUACCGGAAUUCAUGGGAAUCCCUCCGAACUGCAAGCCGGAGUGCAUCAGCAACAGCGAAUGUCCUAGUCACAUGGCCUGCGUGAACCAGAAGUGUAGAGAUCCUUGUCCCGGUUCUUGCGCUGUCAACGCUGACUGUCGCGUUGUCAGCCACACGCCCAUGUGCGUGUGCCCUGAGGACUUCACCGGUGAUCCUUUCACUCAGUGCAAUCCUAAGCCACCUGUACCAGUCUUCCUGAACCCCUGCAAACCGUCCCCCUGCGGCUUCAACGCGAUCUGCAAAGAACAGAACGGCGUCGGCUCCUGUUCUUGCCUUCCUGAUUAUAUCGGAAAUCCUUACGAAGGCUGCCGACCGGAAUGCGUAAUCGACACGGAUUGCACUCCCACUUUGAGCUGCAUCCGGUCGAAGUGUCAGGACCCCUGCCCGGGCACCUGCGGCGCGAACGCCGAGUGCCAGGUCAUUAAUCAUCGACCUACGUGCACUUGCACCUCGGGCUACAGUGGAAAUCCUUUCCAAUACUGCAGCUUGAUCCGUGAUAUAGAAGACCAAACACAGUACAAGGACCCCUGCAACCCUUCACCCUGCGGACCGAACAGUCAAUGCCGCGUGGUGAAUGGCCAAGGAGUUUGCUCCUGUCUACCAGAAUACUCAGGUUCUCCUCCUAUGUGUCGUCCAGAGUGUGUCUUAAACACAGAAUGCCCACAGAACCGCGCCUGCGUGAGCCAGAAGUGUGUGGACCCCUGUCCGAACUCCUGCGGCGCGUUCGCCACUUGCGUGGUCCGGAACCACAGUCCAAUCUGCGCAUGCAGGGACUCGUACACCGGAGAUGCAUUCACUAGAUGCUUCCCCAUUCCACCACCCCAGACCCCCACAGAACUCGAAGUUUCGCAACCCUGUUUCCCAUCCCCUUGUGGUCCAUACUCAGAAUGUCGCGUGGUGAACGGUGGACCAACUUGCCAGUGCCUGGCCAAUAACAUCGGAAGCCCUCCCAACUGUAGGCCAGAAUGCACCGUGAAUUCCGACUGUCCCAGCGACAGAGCCUGCAUCAGACAACGGUGUUCAGACCCCUGUUCAGGAUCCUGCGGAGUAGGUACCCGGUGCAGCGUGUUCAACCACAUUCCCAUGUGCACUUGCGUCGAAGGGUACACCGGCGAUCCUUUCAGCAAUUGUUACCCUGCACCGACGCCUCAGACACCUCCUUCCGAAACUGACCCCUGCAACCCGUCACCGUGUGGACCGAACGCCCAGUGCAACGCUGGCGUGUGCACCUGUUUGCCAGACUAUCAGGGCGACCCUUACACUAGUUGUCGGCCAGAGUGCGUUUUGAACAACGACUGUCCCCAGUCCAGAGCCUGCGUCCGCAACAAGUGCGUGGACCCUUGUCCUGGCACCUGCGGCAGGAACGCCCUUUGCAAUGUCCUGAAUCACGUGCCCAUGUGCAGCUGCCCGACGGGAAUGUCCGGCAACGCGUUUAUAUCUUGUGAUAGAGUAGAAGAACCACCACAGACGAAUCCUUGCAAUCCAACCCCCUGCGGACCCAACAGUCAAUGUCGAGCGAUAAACGGCCAAGCCGUGUGUUCCUGUGUACCCGGAUACCUUGGUAGUCCACCGGCCUGUAGGCCGGAAUGCGUGGUCAGUUCCGAUUGUCCCAGGAAUCAAGCCUGCAACAACCAAAAGUGCAUUGACCCGUGCACCGGUAGCUGCGGGUUAAAGGCACUGUGCCAGGUUGUGAACCACAACCCAGUGUGCAGCUGUCCACCUGGCUUCACCGGGGAUCCCUUUACUAGAUGCGAAUUCACGCCCGUGAAUGUGCCAAAAGAGGACACGUGCGCGUCCUGCCAAUGCGGACCCAAUUCUAUCUACCAAACCAUCAACGACAAACCUUCCUGCGCCUGUCUGCCCGAGUUCAUCGGCUCCCCUCCGAACUGCAGGCCAGAGUGCGUGAGCAACAGCGAGUGCUCCAGCCACUUGGCCUGCGUAAACAGAAAGUGUCGGGACCCUUGUCCAGGCUCGUGCGGUUCCAACGCGGAAUGCCGCGUGGUCAGUCACACGCCGGUGUGCGGCUGUCUAGCCGGCUACACGGGCGAUCCUUUCACGCAGUGCACGUUCAAACGACCCGAGAUCGAACCCACGGUGUCCCCCUGCCAGCCGUCACCCUGUGGCCCCAAUGCGGUAUGCAAAGAGCAAAACGGAGCAGGCUCGUGCACCUGUGUUGCGGAUUACAUAGGGAACCCGUACGAAGGAUGCCGGCCGGAGUGUACGGUAAACUCUGACUGUCCCUCGAACCUGGCCUGCAUAAGGUCCAAGUGUCAGAACCCUUGCCCCGGCACGUGCGGCCAGAACGCCGACUGCGCGGUGAUCAAUCACCUGCCGAGUUGCACUUGCUGGGCUGGAUACACCGGAGACCCGUUCUCCUAUUGCCAGGUCCAGCAACUGACCACCCCCGAGCCAGCAAACCCCUGCAACCCCUCGCCCUGCGGACCCAACAGCCUCUGCCACGUGACCAACGGCCAGGCCGUGUGCGCCUGUUCGCUCGGUUACGUGGGCAGCCCGCCGGGAUGCAGACCGGAGUGCGUCGUCAGCUCGGAAUGCCCCCCGAACCGUGCUUGCAUCGGUCAGAAGUGCGACGAUCCCUGCGCAGGCCGUUGCGGCGACAACACCGACUGCAGGGUCGUCAAUCACAGUCCAGUUUGCAGUUGUAAGCUGGACUUCACUGGCGACCCCUUCACCAGGUGCUUCCCGACGCCAAAACAAUCGCCAGCUAUCGUUGUUAACCCCUGCGUACCAUCCCCCUGUGGCCCGUACUCGGAAUGCCGCGAUAUAGGAGGCUCUCCGUCCUGUUCCUGCUCGCUGAAUUACAUAGGUAGCCCGCCGAACUGUAGGCCAGAGUGCACGAUAAACCCCGACUGCCCCAGCAACAGAGCCUGCUUGAGGGAGACCUGCGCUGACCCUUGCCCCGGCUCGUGCGGCGUAGGCGCAACCUGCAACGUAAUACACCACGUUCCCACGUGCGUUUGCCCCGAAGGUUUUACCGGUGACCCGUUCACCAGUUGCCAGCCGCUGCCACCGCCAUCCAUAAACGUCCCAUCGGACCCCUGCAACCCUUCGCCUUGCGGCGCUAACGCGGAAUGCGACAACGGCGUCUGCAGUUGUCCCCCUAAUUACAUCGGAGACCCGUUCACUCGCUGUCAACCCGAGUGCGUGAUCAACGACGAUUGCCCCCAGAACAGAGCCUGCUCCCGCAACAAAUGCAUGGACCCUUGUGUCGGAACCUGCGGUCAGAACGCGGUCUGCAAUGUCUACAACCAUAUACCCAUGUGCAGCUGUCCGCCUGGAAUGUCCGGGAACGCGUUCGUUGUUUGUUCCGUCUUGCAAGGUGGAUAUUCAUUCAUCCUUGAUCUCCGUAGUAAUUUGUUGAUCUUACACGGUAAUUUAUUGCCCUUGUAGAGUCCUUGCCAAGACCCCUGCAGACCCUCCCCGUGCGGUCCGAACAGCCAAUGCCGCGUCGUGAACGGCCAGGCUGUCUGCUCUUGCGUCCAAGGAUUCCUUGGAACUCCGCCAACUUGCAGACCCGAAUGCACCGUCAGCUCCGACUGCUCGCGUAACUUAGCCUGCAGCAACCAGAAGUGCAUAGACCCUUGCUUAGGCACCUGUGGCCUGAGGACACAGUGUCAGGUCGUCAGCCACAACCCGAUUUGCUCUUGUCUUCCCAGACACUCCGGGGAUCCGUUCACUAGAUGCGAUCCCAUACUGGACACGCCACCCGAGCCAAUAAACCCGUGCCAACCUUCUCCCUGCGGGCCAAACGCGCAGUGUCGCGUGGUGAACGACUCGCCAUCUUGCUCUUGCAUGUCCGACUUCGUCGGUGCACCGCCGAACUGCCGCCCCGAGUGCGUCAGCAACAGCGAGUGCUCCGCGAGUCUAGCGUGCGUGAACCAAAAGUGCAGGGACCCGUGUCCAGGCGCUUGCGGUUCGAACACGGAAUGCCGGGUCGUCAGCCACACGCCCAUGUGCGUUUGCAUGAGCGGCUACACCGGGGAUCCCUUCACUCAGUGCAUCAUGCAACAACCAAUGCUUUUCGAGAACGUGUCACCCUGUACGCCGUCCCCUUGCGGAGCAAACGCGGUUUGCAAGGAGCAGAACGGCGCAGGUUCGUGCACCUGCGUGCAGGACUACAUAGGAAACCCGUACGAAGGUUGCCGACCGGAAUGCACAUUGAACACCGACUGCGUCUCGAACAUGGCUUGCGUUCGCUCCAAGUGUCAGGACCCUUGCCCCGGCACCUGCGGCCAGAACGCCGUUUGCCAAGUGAUCAAUCACUCGCCGGCGUGCUCCUGCAUGAACGGAUUCACCGGUGACCCUUUCAGGUUUUGCAGUCCAGUCGUACUACCCGAACCGAGGCCAGUAAAUCCGUGCAACCCGUCCCGUUGCGGCCCGAACAGUCAAUGUAACGUUGUCAACGACCAAGCCGUGUGCGCCUGUUUGCCUGAGUACAUCGGAACCCCGCCUGGAUGUCGCCCUGAAUGCGUGAUGAGCUCGGAGUGCCCGUCGAACAGAGCCUGUAUCAACAACAAGUGUGUCAAUCCUUGCCCGCAGCCUUGCGGGUCGAAUUCCAACUGCAGGGUACUGAACCACAGCCCUGUCUGCACUUGUAGGGAAAGUUACACGGGAGAUCCUUUCACUAGAUGCUUCCCCAUGCCAAGACCCCCGCCUGGCCCAGUUGUAGAGAACCCAUGCGUCCCAUCGCCGUGUGGACCUUACGCGGAGUGCCGCCAAAUCGGUGGAGCACCAUCUUGCUCUUGCCUGGCCUCUUAUAUCGGCAGUCCUCCGAACUGUAGGCCCGAGUGCACGAUUAAUUCCGAUUGUCCUAGCAGUCAGGCUUGCAUAAACGAGAGGUGUAGGGACCCUUGUCCAGGUUCUUGCGGAGCCUCGGCUACCUGCAACGUCGUCAACCAUACGCCAUCUUGCGUUUGCCCCGAUGGUUUCACAGGAGAUCCCUUUACAAAUUGUUAUCCAAAACCGAUUGAGGAGCCAGUAGUGCCCGCUAACCCUUGCAACCCUUCGCCUUGCGGCGCGAACACUUUGUGCUCCGAUGGCAGGUGCUCUUGUCUACCGGAGUACCAAGGAGAUCCUUACGCGGGUUGUCGGCCGGAAUGCGUCCUCAAUAACGAUUGCCCCACCAAUCUCGCCUGCAUUCGUAACAAGUGCGUGGACCCUUGUCCGGGGACCUGCGGCGAGAACGCGCAGUGCAACGUGUACAACCACAUCCCCAUGUGCAGUUGUCUGCCUGGGAUGACCGGGAACGCUUUCGUUUCCUGUCGUCCGAGCAGAGGACCCGAGGACCCCUGCAACCCGUCCCCCUGCGGACCCAACAGCGUCUGUCGCGUGGUGAACGAGCAGGCCGUUUGUUCUUGCGUGACCAGCUUCAUCGGAUCGCCUCCCUCCUGCAGACCCGAGUGCACCGUCAGCUCGGACUGCCCGAAGAAUCAGGCCUGUAGCAAUCAGAGAUGCAUCAAUCCUUGCGCUGGCACUUGCGGAGUCAGGGCGCAAUGCCAAGUGACCAAUCACAAUCCUGUGUGCAGCUGCCCGGCCGGUUUCACCGGCGAUCCUUUCGUCAGAUGCGAACCUAAACUGGAAGAGCCUACGGUCCCUGUCAAUCCCUGCUACCCGUCACCGUGCGGACCCAACGCGGUCUGCCAAGUGAACAACGACUCGCCCUCUUGCUCCUGCAUUCCUGAAUUCAUCGGAACGCCGCCGAACUGUCGGCCAGAGUGCAUUAGUAACAGCGAGUGCGCCAGCCACUUGGCUUGCGUGAGGAAUAAGUGUACCGAUCCUUGUCCCGGUUCCUGCGGGGCCAACGCUGAAUGCAGAGUCGUGAGCCACACCGCGAUUUGCGUGUGUCUCGCGGGCUUUGUCGGAGACCCUUUCACACAGUGUUUGGAAAGACGACCUGAAAUUGAAUCUUCCUUUGCUUCUCCUUGCUCGCCGUCGCCCUGCGGCUCGAACGCAGUCUGCAAGGAGCAGAGCGGAGUAGGUUCCUGCACCUGUUUGCCUGAUUACAUUGGCAAUCCCUAUGAAGGCUGUCGCCCAGAAUGCGUUAUAAACUCUGAUUGCGUGUCGACUCGCGCCUGCAUUCGCUCCAAGUGCCAGGACCCGUGCCCGGGCGCUUGUGGCAGCAAUGCUGAGUGUCAGGUCGUCAAUCACUUGCCAACCUGCACUUGUUUCCCUAGUUACACCGGGCAGCCCUACCAGUCUUGUCAACCGAUUGUGAAAGAUAUUGAGAGGAGAAACCCAUGCUCCCCAACACCUUGCGGACCAAACAGCAACUGCCAGGUCGUUAACGAGCAGGCAGUCUGCUCCUGUUUGCCAAAUUUCAGCGGCUACCCGCCUGGUUGUCGACCAGAGUGUGUGGUCAGCUCGGAGUGUCCUGCUAGUUUAGCAUGUAUCAAUCAGAAGUGCGCGAACCCGUGUCCCGGCCCGUGCGGCCUCGACGCGGAGUGCAACGUAAUCCAUCACAGUCCUAUCUGUGCCUGCAGAACCAAGUACACCGGUGAUCCAUUUACUCGUUGCUUCCCGAUGCCAGAACUCUCUCCAGCAGUGAUUCCCUCGAAUCCCUGCGUGCCCUCGCCCUGCGGUCUAAACGCAGAGUGUCGCGACAUCAACGGCAUACCUUCCUGCUCCUGUCUACCAACUUUCAUCGGCAGUCCCCCCAACUGUCGACCAGAGUGCACAGUGAACUCCGAGUGCUCCCCGAGUCAAGCUUGCAUCAGGGAAAAAUGCAGAGACCCCUGUCCAGGUUCCUGCGGCGCGUUCGCCCAGUGCAGCGUCUUGAACCACGUGCCUGUCUGCAGCUGCAUGGAGGGUUACACCGGUGACCCGUUCACCAGCUGCACCCUGAGACCCCCCGAACAACCACCAGUUCCCGACGAUCCGUGCAACCCAUCGCCAUGCGGAUCAAACGCGGAGUGCAACAACGGCGUCUGCACCUGUCUCCCAGAAUUCCGAGGCGAUCCUUACGCAGGAUGUCGACCCGAGUGCGUCCUUAACUCGGACUGUCCACUCAAUCGGGCCUGCGUUCGCAACAAGUGCGCCGACCCCUGCAUCGGCACGUGCGGGCAGAACGCAGUUUGCAACGUGUUCAAUCACGUGCCCAUGUGCAGUUGCCCCGAACGGAUGAGCGGGAACGCUUUCGUGCUAUGUACCCAAGUUCAAGAAGUGACCCCGGUGACACCGUGCAACCCGUCCCCUUGCGGUCAGAACAGUCUCUGCCGCGCCGUGAACGGACAGGCGGUCUGCACGUGUCUCCAAGGAUACGUGGGCAGCCCACCGUCCUGCAGGCCGGAAUGCGUGGUCAGCUCAGACUGCCCCAGAACCGAGGCGUGCAACAACCUGAAGUGCGUGAACCCUUGCGUGGGGAGCUGCGGCAUCCGCGCGCAGUGUCAGGUCUCCAAUCACAAUCCUAUAUGCAGCUGUCCUCGAGGAACGUCAGGAGAUCCCUUCGUGAAGUGCGACCCGAUCAUGGAGACAGCGCCUGAAGUCAUAAACGUCUGCAAACCGUCACCCUGCGGCCCGAACGCUCUCUGCCAGGUAGUAAACGACUCCCCGUCCUGCACCUGUAUGCCUGGAUUCGUGAGUUCCCCGCCGAACUGUCGGCCGGAGUGCGUCAGCAACAGCGAGUGCGCCGGUCAUCUCGCUUGCAUGAACCAAAAGUGCAGGGAUCCUUGUCCCGGCUCCUGCGGAGCGAACGCCGAGUGUCGCGUGGUCAGCCACACCCCCAUGUGCGUCUGCUCCGGCGGAUACACGGGUGACCCGUUCACGCAAUGCGUCCAAUUCGACAAUCGACCACCCACCCCUUGCUCGCCGUCCCCGUGCGGUUCGAACACCGUUUGCAAAGAGCAGGACGGCGUCGGCUCUUGUUCCUGUCUGUCGGACUACAUCGGUAACCCCUACGAAGGAUGUCGCCCCGAGUGCACGGUUAGCACAGACUGCCCCUCGAACCUCGCUUGCGUUAGAAAUAAGUGCCAGGACCCCUGUCCCGGCACCUGCGGACAGAACACUGUCUGCCAAGUCAUCAACCACUCGCCCACUUGCUCCUGCAACUCUGGUUACACCGGAGAUCCGUUCAGAUACUGCCAAGUUGUUAGAGAACCUGACGUAGUCAGAGAUCCAACGGAUCUUUGCGUUCCAUCCCCCUGCGGACCAAACAGUCAAUGUCGUGCGGUUUCCGGUAACGCUGUAUGUUCCUGCCUCCCCGAGUACACCGGAAGUCCUCCCUCCUGCCGCCCCGAGUGCGUCGUAAGCUCGGAGUGUCCCUCGAACCGAGCCUGUGUGAACCAGAAAUGCGUAAACCCCUGUCCCCGUCCGUGCGGGCAGAACACAAAUUGUCUAGUCGUGAACCACAGUCCCAUUUGUACCUGCAAAGACGGAAACACUGGCAAUCCGUUCACCAGGUGUUUCCCUCUUCCACCACCGUCAACGUUACCAGAUCUACCUCAGAACCCCUGCGUACCCUCCCCCUGUGGUCCCUACUCCGAGUGUCGGAACAUUGGUGGCGCCCCGUCUUGUUCCUGUUUAGCUAAUUACUUCGGCAGCCCACCGAACUGUCGGCCAGAGUGUACAGUAAACACUGACUGUCCCAGCGACAGAGCUUGCAUACGACAGAGAUGCACUGACCCUUGCCCUGGCUCUUGUGGAGUGGCAACAAGGUGCACAGUUUUCAAUCACGUGCCAAUCUGUACCUGUAUAGAAGAUUUCACCGGCGACCCCUUCAGCAGUUGUUCCCCUGCUCCACCUGAAGUGCUAGUAGCUGAGGACCCAUGCAAUCCAUCGCCCUGUGGUUCUAAUGCGCAAUGCAAUGAUGGUGUCUGCACGUGUCUGUCAGAAUAUCAAGGCAAUCCCUAUGUCGGUUGUCGCCCGGAAUGCGUUCUGAAUACCGAUUGUCCCUUGAACAGGGCUUGUCUGCGCAACAAGUGUGUAGACCCCUGUGUUGGCACUUGCGGUCAAAAUGGAGUUUGCAAUGUGUACAACCACGUGCCCAUGUGCAGUUGUCCUGUCGGAAUGACCGGAAACGCGUUCAUAUCUUGCAGUCCAUUUAGAGACCCAGUUGUUAGUAAUCCCUGCAACCCAACACCUUGCGGACCGAACAGUCAGUGCAGAGAAGUUAAUAACCAAGCAGUGUGCACUUGCAUCCCUGGUUUUGUGGGUAUACCACCUACCUGCAGGCCAGAGUGUAUAGUAAGCACUGACUGUGGGCCAACGGAAGCAUGUAUCAAUCAGAAAUGCAGUAAUCCGUGCGUUGGAACUUGUGGGAUAAGAGCAACUUGCCAAGUGGUAAACCACAAUCCACUUUGCAGCUGUCUCGAGGGAUUAACCGGCGAUCCGUUUGUCAGAUGUCUUGAGAAACCACUGGAAGAACCACCUCGAGAGAACCCUUGUGUGCCAUCACCGUGUGGUCCAAACGCACAGUGUCAAGUUGUCAAUGAUUCCCCAUCUUGUUCUUGUCUAUCAGAAUUCAUUGGUUCACCGCCCAAUUGUAGACCCGAAUGCGUAAGCAAUAAUGAGUGUGCAAAUAACAUGGCGUGUAUCAAUCAGAAAUGCAGAGAUCCUUGCCCGGGAUCUUGUGGAACGAACGCGGUGUGUCGUGUGGUGUCUCACACGCCUAUCUGCAGCUGCUCCCCUGGAUACAGCGGAGAUCCGUUCACUCAGUGUGUCGUGGAAAAACUCAUCCCAAUGUACGUACCGAAACCUUGUGUACCAUCUCCCUGCGGAGCGAACGCUCUGUGCAGAGACAGAAACGGUGUAGGAUCAUGCUCCUGCUUGUCAGGGUACAUUGGAAACCCAUACGAAGGUUGUCGACCAGAGUGUGUCCUUAAUUCAGACUGUGUCCCAAGCAAAAGCUGCGUCAGCUUCAAGUGCGAGGACCCUUGUCCUGGCACCUGCGGCCAGAACGCUGUUUGCCAGGUUAUCAAUCAUAUGGCAACUUGUAGUUGCUUGCCCAGGUUCACUGGAGAUCCAUUCAGAUUCUGUCGCGAAGAAGAGAUUGUCACUGUACCAAGUGUAAAGAACCCGUGUCAGCCGUCACCCUGCGGACCUAACAGUGUUUGUAGAGAGAACAACGGGCAAGCAGUUUGCUCGUGUCUACCUGAAUACCUUGGCUCUCCACCUGGAUGUAGACCAGAAUGUGUAGCGAGCGCUGAAUGCGCUUCGAACCGCGUCUGUGUGAAUCAAAAGUGCAUUGACCCUUGCCCAGAUCCCUGCGGAAGGAACACCGUUUGCAGAAUCAUUAAUCACAGUCCAAUAUGCUCCUGUCAGGAAGGAUUCACUGGCGAUGCCUUUUCUGUUUGCUUCCCCACUCCACGUCCACCAUCGGAAUUACCAAAACCUGCUCAACAAGAUCCAUGUCUGCCAUCCCCUUGCGGCCCAUACUCCCAAUGCAGAGACAUUGGAGGAAAUCCGUCUUGCUCCUGUUUGUCUUCUUACAUUGGUAUCCCACCAAACUGUAGACCAGAGUGUACAAUCAACGCUGAGUGCUCUAGCGCUUUAGCGUGCAUCAGGGAAAAGUGUAUGGACCCUUGUCCAGGAUCUUGUGGUUUUGGAGCUAGGUGCACCGUUAUGAACCAUGUUCCAGUUUGUUCUUGCCCCGAAGGAUACACUGGAGAUCCUUUCAGCAGCUGUAUAUUGAAGCCUAGCAUUUCUGAGGAACCAGUCUCAGACCCCUGCAAUCCAUCGCCAUGCGGUCCAAAUGCGCUCUGUCGCGACGGUUCUUGCUCGUGUCUCCCAGAAUAUCAAGGGGAUCCGUACUCCGGUUGUCGUCCCGAGUGUGUAAUGAAUAAUGACUGUCCCCGAGACAGAGCAUGCAUGAGAAACAAGUGCGUGGAUCCGUGCAUAGGAACCUGCGGUCAAAGUGCACAGUGCCAGACCAUAAAUCACAUACCAAUGUGCAGUUGUCCUGUGGGAAUGUCAGGGAACGCUUUCAUCUCUUGUUCUCCAGUAGAGGAGCCCCUAGCCUUGAAACCUUGCUCGCCAUCGCCUUGCGGACCGAACAGUCAUUGCCAAGAAGUCAACGGAGUCGCGGUUUGCAAAUGCAUAGAAGGUUUCGUCGGAAAUCCGCCAACUUGUAGGCCGGAAUGCGUUGUCAGCUCGGAUUGCGAGUUGACGAGAGCCUGCAUCAACCAAAAAUGCACAGACCCUUGUCCUGGAUCCUGCGCUUUAAGAGCGGAGUGUUCAGUAGUGAAUCACAACCCUAUCUGCAGAUGUCCGCCGAGCAUGAGCGGUGAUCCGUUCACCAGCUGCGUGCCCAUAGUUGAACAACCUCCGACACCUGUCAACCCUUGCUACCCGUCACCUUGCGGUCCAAACGCUCAAUGCCAAGUCGUGAACCAAGCGCCAGCGUGUACAUGUCUACCAGAAUUCUCGGGGUCUCCGCCGAACUGUAGGCCUGAGUGCGUUACCAACAGCGAAUGUCCUAUUCGUCAGGCGUGUAUCAAUCAGAAAUGCAAGGACCCGUGUCCCGGUUUGUGCGGUGCCAACGCUGACUGCAGCGUGUUCAGUCACACUCCUAUUUGCUCUUGCCGAUCAGAAUUCACCGGCGAUCCCUUUGUGCAGUGUACGCCAGUCCCAAUUGAAGAAGAAAGACCCGCCCCGUGUGUUCCAUCGCCAUGUGGCGCUAACGCGGUGUGCAGGGAAUCAGGGAACGCAGGCACUUGCUCUUGCCUGCCUGACUACGUUGGAAACCCGUACGAAGGCUGUAGACCUGAGUGCGUUGUGAAUUCUGACUGUCCCGAGAAUCUUGCUUGCGUGAGAUCUAAGUGCCGGGAUCCUUGUCCGGGUGCUUGUGGCCAGAACGCCAUUUGCAACGCGGUGAACCACGUUCCCAUGUGCACGUGUGUUCAGGGAUACUCUGGAGAUCCGUUUAGAUACUGUAAUUUGAGUCCAGUGAACCAAGAUACACAAGUAGUUGAUCCGUGCAAUCCAUCACCCUGCGGCCCCAACAGCCAAUGUCGUGUGAACAAGAAUCAAGCAGUGUGCACUUGUCUCUCAGAGUACGUUGGAAGCCCACCAAACUGCAGACCCGAGUGCGUGGUCAGCACGGAGUGUCCUUUGACUCGUGCUUGUGUGAACCAAAAGUGUACGGACCCUUGUCCAAACUCAUGCGGCGUGAACGCCAACUGCAGGAUCAUCAAUCACAGUCCAAUUUGCUUCUGUAAUAAUGGAUUCACUGGAGAUCCGUUCACUGCCUGCUUCCGAGCUCCUGAGCCAUCACCACCGGUGCAAAGAGACCCAUGCCUGGCGUCCCCCUGUGGUCCAAACGCCAUUUGCCAAAACGUGGGACAAACCCCAGCCUGCACCUGUUCGCCAGAGUAUCGUGGCAGCCCGCCGAAUUGCAGACCAGAGUGUACAAUCAAUUCCGAGUGUCCCAGUAAUCAAGCCUGUAUCCGUGAAAAAUGUAGAGACCCUUGCCCAGGCUCUUGCGGUUUGAACGCUCAGUGUUCGGUGUUCAAUCACGUACCCGUUUGCUCUUGUAUCGAAGGAUACACUGGAGAUCCUUUCAGUCGUUGCGAUCAGAAGAUUCCAUCCAUUGAGCCAACGGAAGUAGACCUUUGCAACCCAUCUCCUUGCGGUCCGAACGCUCAAUGCGACAAUGGCAUUUGUUCCUGCUUGCCUGAGUUCUAUGGAGACUCAACUGUCGGUUGUCGGCCAGAGUGUGUAUUGAACAAUGACUGUCCUCGAGACAGAGCUUGCGUCAGGAACAAGUGCGAAGAUCCUUGUUUGGGCACUUGCGCGAGCAACGCAUUGUGCACGGUGGUGAACCACAUACCAAUGUGUAGUUGUCCAGCAGGUUUUGAAGGAAAUGCUUUCGCUUACUGUCGCCCUGCCAUAGCCGAUGUUCCGUCCUCUCCGUGCACUCCAUCGCCCUGUGGACCGAACAGUCAGUGUCGAGCUAAUAACGGGCAGGCAAUCUGUAGUUGUGUGCCGGGUUACCUAGGAAAUCCACCGAAUUGUCGUCCUGAGUGUAUCGUGAGCUCUGAUUGUCCUCCGAAUGAGAUCUGUACUAAUCAGAAGUGUAGGAAUCCUUGUAUUGGUACCUGUGGGUUGGGAGCUCGUUGUACAGUAGCCAAUCGUAACCCUAUAUGCCACUGUCCUGAAGGAUUCACGGGUGAUCCUUUCAUUCGAUGCAUACCACUCCCGCCCCAGCCGCCAGAACCGAUAAACGUUUGCCAACCGUCGCCUUGUGGACCAAACGCUCAAUGCCAAAUCUCAGGAAGUUCUCCUUCUUGCACUUGCAUAUCCGGCUUUAUCGGCGCUCCUCCAAAUUGCAGACCCGAAUGUAUUAGUAACAGCGAAUGCCCGAGCAAUCAAGCCUGCGUCAAUCAAAAGUGCAGAGAUCCUUGCAUUGGUUCUUGCGGUACCAACGCGCAAUGUCGCACUGUCAGUCACACUCCUAUGUGCUACUGCGAAGUGGACUUCACCGGCGAUCCAUUCAUACAAUGCUCUAUCAGACCCAUCGAAGACCAACAAGUGAAUCCAUGUUUGCCCUCACCUUGUGGACCUAAUGCACAAUGCACCGAAAGGAAUGACGUGGGUGCUUGUACAUGUCUCUCGGAUUACACAGGAAACCCUUAUGAAGGAUGCAGGCCAGAAUGUGUGUUAGAUUCAGAUUGCUCGCCUACUCGAGCUUGUAUCAAUUCAAAAUGUGUCGACCCCUGUCCAGGAGUCUGUGGUACCAAUGCAGAAUGCAAUGUUAUUAAUCACAGAGCUUCUUGUGCUUGCUACCCAAGCUACACUGGUGAUCCCUAUCGGUAUUGCACUGUUCAACCAGCUGUUCCGGAUGUUAUCACAAAAGACCCAUGCGGUGCAUCCCAAUGCGGACCGAACAGUCAAUGUAGAGCAAUUAAUCAAGUAGCAGUUUGUUCCUGCCUCCCAACGUACAUUGGUACACCUCCAGGAUGUAGACCAGAAUGCGUCACCAGUUCAGAAUGUCCUUCCGACAAAGCCUGUGUAAAUCAGAAAUGUGUAAACCCGUGUCCUGCCUCUUGCGGACAGAACACAGACUGUAGAGUCAUCAAUCAUGCGCCACUUUGUAGUUGUAUGAAUGGAUACACAGGUGAUCCGUUCACUGUUUGUUUCUCAGUUCCAUUGAUAGCACCAGUCGAAUACGACCGUUUCCCCAAAGACCCAUGCAUCCCAUCACCGUGUGGUGCUUAUUCGGAAUGUCGGAACAUUGGCGGAGUUCCCUCUUGCUCUUGUUUGGCAACUUACGUCGGAAGUCCACCAAACUGUCGACCCGAGUGCACAAUUAAUGCAGACUGUCCUGCAAACCAAGCCUGCACGCAACAAAGGUGCAGAGACCCGUGCCCUGGUUCUUGCGGUUUCCGUGCCGAAUGCAGUGUAGUCAAUCAUGUACCAAUAUGUUCCUGUCAACCUGGUUACACCGGGGACCCUUUCAGCAGCUGUGCCCUUGCAUUAGAUCGUCCCAUCGAAACGGAUCCAUGUGCGUCUUGCGGUUCCAAUACUCAGUGCAGUAACAAAGUGUGCACUUGUUUACCAGAGUAUUCUGGUGACCCAUACAUUGGUUGUAGACCAGAGUGUGUCUUGAGUAACGAAUGUCCAGCGACGAGAGCGUGUGUUCGAAACAAAUGCGUCGACCCAUGCGACGGUAUCUGCGGACAGAAUGCAAUAUGCAACGUUUUCAAUCACAUUCCUAUGUGCAGUUGCCCGUCAGGAAUGUCAGGAAAUGCAUUUGUACUUUGCUCCCCUGCCCCAGUAACUAUGAUCAGUGAUCCCUGCAACCCAUCUCCGUGUGGUCCCAACAGUCAAUGCAGACAGAACAACAAUCAAGCAGUAUGUUCUUGUGUAACCGGAUAUAUUGGUACUCCCCCAACUUGUAGGCCAGAGUGUGUGGUCAGUUCAGACUGUCCAUUGAACGAAGCUUGUACCAACCAGAAAUGUCGGAACCCUUGUAUAGGAACUUGCGGGCUUAACACUGAAUGCAAUGUCAUUAAUCACAAUCCGAUAUGCGUCUGUCGUGAACAGAUGACCGGUGAUCCUUUCGUUCAGUGUUACCCAAUGCCUACGAAACCAGUGGCCCCAGUGAAUCCUUGUCAACCGUCCCCCUGUGGUCCAAACGCAGACUGCCAAGUGAUAAACGAUCAGCCAUCCUGCUCAUGUUUGAGAGAAUACAUUGGAUCGCCCCCUAACUGUCGCCCCGAGUGUGUCAGCAACAGCGAAUGUCCCAAUCAAUUCGCCUGCAUCAAUCAGAGAUGUCAAGAUCCUUGCGUGAAUUCAUGUGGAGUCAAUUCGGUUUGCAACGUUGUUAGUCACACACCCAUGUGUGCCUGCACGAGUGGUUACACCGGGGAUCCCUUUACACAGUGUUCACCUCAGCAAUUUGAUGUCCAAGUCCCGAGACCAGAUCUUUGUACCCCAUCACCUUGCGGAGCGAACGCAAUUUGUCAGAUGCAACAAAACGUAGCUUCCUGCUCUUGCCAAAACGACUACAUAGGCAACCCGUACGAAGGAUGUAGACCUGAGUGUACGCUCAGCUCAGAUUGUCCAUCCAAUCAAGCCUGCAUCCGGUCCAAGUGCAAAGAUCCUUGCCCUGGAACUUGUGGACAAAACGCACAAUGUUAUGUAGUUAAUCAUGCAGCUACCUGCAGUUGCUUGGAACGGUACACGGGAGAUCCUUUCGUGUACUGCAAUCCUUUAAGAGAACCACUACCUGGCCCUACUCUCACCAACCCUUGUGAACCAUCGCCUUGCGGGCCAUACAGUCAGUGCAGAGAAUCGAAUGGUCAAGCUACAUGUUCCUGUCUGCCAACUUAUACAGGAACACCACCUAAUUGCAAACCAGAGUGCACAGUCAGCUCUGAUUGUCCACUGAAUCUCGCGUGCAGAAAUAACAAAUGCAUUGACCCGUGCCCUGGUUCUUGUGGUCAACAAAGUACUUGUAGAGUUGUAAAUCAUAGUCCUAUCUGCUCUUGCAAACCAGGUUUCACCGGUGACCCCUUUACUCGAUGCUUCUUCAAUCCAUCUCCUCCCGUUAUGGAUACUCCAGACGAUCCCUGUGUUAACUCACCCUGCGGACCUAACUCUCAAUGCCGAAACAUAAAUGGAUCUCCUUCGUGCUCGUGUUUAAUUAAUUACAUCGGUGCCCCGCCAAACUGUCGCCCAGAGUGUGUAAUCAACGCCGAUUGCCCGAGAGAUCAAGCGUGUAUCCGCGAGAAGUGCCAAGAUCCUUGUUUAGGAUCUUGUGGUCUGAACAGUAAUUGUGCGGUUCACAAUCAUGUUCCCAUCUGCACUUGCUUGGAGGGUUAUACUGGUGAUCCGUUCAGUAGUUGCCAACCGAAACCAAUAACAGAAGAACCUGUAACAGACCCAUGCGCCAGCUCCCCUUGUGGGCCAAAUACUCAGUGCAACAAUGGUGUCUGUACUUGCCUGCCCGAGUACUCUGGUAACCCUUACGUUGGUUGUCGACCCGAAUGCGUACUGAAUGCAGACUGUCAAACGGACAGAGCUUGCAUACAGAACAAGUGUAUCGACCCAUGUCCUGGAGCUUGCGGUCAAAAUGCUAAUUGUAGAGCGAUCAACCAUAUACCCAUGUGUAGUUGUCCUCCUGGUACUGUAGGAAAUGCGUUGAUCUUAUGCUCACCCGUGCAAGUUCCUUCAACGACUAGACCAUGCAAUCCAUCCCCAUGCGGUCCAAAUAGCAUCUGCAGAGAAGUAAACGAUCAAGCUGUAUGCACUUGUGCAGCUGACUACCAAGGAACUCCGCCUCUGUGCAGGCCGGAAUGUGUAGUUAGUUCAGAUUGUCAAAAGAACAAAGCUUGCGUGAAUCAGAAAUGCAGAGAUCCUUGUAUCGGCACUUGCGGUAUUCUAGCCAGAUGCUUGGUGGUCAAUCACAAUCCUAUUUGCUCCUGUCCAGAACGAUACACUGGAGAUCCAUUCAUCAGAUGUGAUAUGAUCAAGGUAAUAGUGCCCACAAACCCUUGCCAACCGUCACCCUGUGGACCAUACUCUCAAUGCCAAGUAACCAAUGACUCCCCAUCGUGUACAUGUUUACCCGAAUACAAAGGAAUUGCGCCUAACUGCAAACCCGAGUGCAUAGCCAACUCCGAGUGCCCCAGCCACCAAACCUGCGUGCAACAGAAGUGCAAAGACCCUUGCCCAGGUCUCUGUGGAGAGAGCGCAGAGUGUCAUGUAGUCUAUCACGUGCCCCAUUGCGUUUGCCCCAGCGGCCUUACCGGCGACCCCUAUACACGUUGCUCGAUAAUAAUGCGUGUUCCGGAACCCUCACCCUGUACGGAAGCCACUUGUGGCACGAACGCGCUGUGCAGAGAACGAGACGGUGCCGGAAUUUGUUAUUGCCCUCCUGAAUACAUCGGCAACCCCUACGUAGGCUGUAGACCCGAAUGCGUCAUUAAUCCUGACUGCCCGUCGAACAAAAUGUGUGUACGAAAUAAGUGUCAAGAUCCUUGUCCUGGAACCUGUGGCCAAAAUGCUGAAUGCGCUGUGGUUAACCAUCAGCCAUUCUGCACUUGUCGGCCAGGGUUCACAGGUGAUCCAUUUGUUGUGUGCACCAUGGACACGGUACCUAUGGUAGUAAACCUCUGUAGUCCAUCACCGUGUGGACCAAACAGUCAGUGCAAAGAAGUUUCCGGUCAAGCUGUAUGCUCUUGCCUGGCAACCUACGUUGGUACUCCACCUGGAUGUAGACCCGAAUGUGUCUCUAGUUCUGAAUGCCCCACCCAGCUUGCAUGCCAGGAUUAUAAAUGCGUGAACCCGUGCCCCAGUCCUUGCGGAUUGAACACUAAGUGCAUCGUGGUUAAUCACAGUCCCAUCUGUAGUUGCAUGCCUGGAUACAGUGGAGAUCCUUUCACUACCUGUGCACCGGUUCAACCUGUUGCAAUCCCCGGCCCAAUGGAGACAGACGCGUGCGUACCCUCUCCGUGCGGUAAUUUCGCCCAGUGUAGAAAUAUUCGCGGAUCACCCGCGUGCACCUGUUUAGAGGGUUACAUUGGACAGCCACCCAACUGCAGACCUGAAUGUACAAUCAACUCUGAGUGUCAGAGUCACGUGGCGUGUAUAAACAUGAAGUGCAGAGACCCGUGUCCCGGCUCUUGUGGUUCCGGUGCUGUGUGCGCAGUUGUGAACCACAUUCCUGUGUGUAACUGCCCUGAAGGUUUCACUGGCAAUCCAUUUACCGUUUGCCAGUUGGUACCAGCUACAUCUCCACCGAGACCAGAAAAAGAUGAAUGUAGCCCGUCACCCUGCGGUCCCAAUGCAGAAUGCUUAAGAGGCGUUUGUACAUGUUUACCAGAAUUCCAAGGAAAUCCCUAUCUAGGAUGCAGACCAGAAUGUGUUCUAAACACAGACUGCCCCAGAGACAGAGCUUGUCUGCGUAAUAAGUGUAUGGACCCUUGUCAGGGCACUUGUGGCUUCAACGCCAUUUGUACAGUUAUCAAUCACGUUCCUAUGUGCAGCUGCCCUGGUAAUAUGACUGGCAAUGCAUUCAGUCAAUGCAACGCUUUGCAAGAUAUGAUACCUAUAAACCCAUGUAGCCCAACACCCUGUGGCCCGAACAGCGAAUGUCGCGUUGUUAACGGACAAGCGGUUUGCUCGUGCAUCAGGGGGUAUUUGGGAAGUCCACCCACAUGUAGGCCGGAAUGCAUAGUCAGCACAGAUUGCCCGCAGAACGAAGCUUGUAGCAAUCAAAAAUGUUUGAAUCCGUGCCUUGGAACUUGCGGCAUCGGCGCCGAGUGUAACAUUGUCAACCAUAAUCCUAUAUGCAAUUGUCCAUUACGUUAUACCGGAGAUCCAUUUGUCCAAUGCGUACCAUUCUUCGAGGAACCAGUAGUAGAUCCCUGUCAGCCAUCACCUUGCGGCCCCAACUCUCAGUGUCAAGUGAUUAAUAACUCGCCAUCGUGUUCGUGUACCUCAGGAUUCUCAGGAAGCCCACCCAAUUGCAGGCCGGAGUGCGUCAGUAACAGCGAAUGUCCAAGUCUGUUGGCUUGUAUCAAUCAGAAGUGUCAAGAUCCUUGCGUAGGAUCAUGCGGUGCCAGUGCUAAUUGUUAUGUUGUUAGUCACACCCCUAUGUGUACCUGUCUGAACGGAUACACUGGGGAUCCAUUCACCCAGUGUGUCUUUAAAGAACCUGUGAGCGUCCCUACACCCGGUGAUCCAUGCAAUCCAUCCCCUUGUGGGUCGAAUGCUGUAUGCAAAGAAUUGAAUGGUGCAGGCUCGUGUACCUGUAUUCAAAAUUACAUUGGUAACCCGUAUGAAGGAUGUCGACCCGAGUGUCUUUUGAACUCUGAUUGUCCCUCGAACCAAGCAUGCAUGAACAAUAGAUGCAGAGAUCCCUGCCCAGGAACUUGUGGCCGCAAUGCUGAGUGCCAUAUUAUCAAUCAUUUACCUGUUUGCGAGUGUUUCCCCAGACACACUGGCAACGCUUUUGUCCUCUGUACACCAGUUCAACCAGAAGUUGACCAGACAAUCAGUAGACCCUGUAACCCUUCACCCUGUGGACCCAACAGUCAGUGUAAGCCCAUCAAUGGACAAUCAGUUUGUUCAUGUUUACCUGAAUUCAUGGGUAGUCCACCUGCAUGCAGACCAGAAUGUACGAUUAGCACAGAAUGUUCCUCCAAGUUGGCUUGUAUCAAUCAAAAGUGUAGCGAUCCCUGUCCUGGAUCUUGUGGCUCGAAUACUAGGUGUGAAAUAAUUAACCACAAUGCUAUAUGCGCUUGUCAGCCAGGAUUCACUGGCGAUCCCCUCGUAGCCUGCUUCGAGAUGCCGAAAAAAUCACCAACCGUCCCGUCGUACGUGAACCCCUGUGUACCUUCGCCAUGUGGACCUUUCUCUGAAUGUCGAGACAUAAAUGGUCAGGCAUCCUGUGCUUGUCAAGCAGACUAUAUGGGAACACCGCCAAAUUGUAGACCAGAAUGUAUUCGAAAUUCAGAGUGUCCUCGUGAUCAAGCUUGCAUUCAAAAGAAGUGUCGGUAUCCGUGCGAAGGAGUUUGUGGUGUAGGGGCUGAAUGUUCAGUGUUCAAUCAUACACCUAUUUGUACUUGCCCUGAAGGAUACACUGGUGACUCUUUCGUGAGAUGUUCCCCUGCUAUAGUGGCUGUGGACCAACCUAAGGAUUCAUGUGCCAAUUGCGGUACGAACACACAAUGUCAGGAGGGUGUCUGUACUUGUUUACCUGAGUAUCAAGGAGAUCCAUUUUUGGGUUGUCGCCCAGAAUGUGUACUGAACUCAGAUUGUCCAAGAGACAGAGCUUGUAUUAGGAACAAAUGUAACAACCCCUGUACAGGAACUUGUGGACAGAAUGCUUUGUGUUCUGUCGUUAAUCACGUUCCUGUUUGCACAUGCCCACCAGGAACAUCAGGAAACGCGUUUGUAGUUUGCUCCACUGUGCAAGUGCAAGCGCCCCAAGAUCCCUGCAACCCAACACCAUGUGGACCCAACAGUCAGUGCAGAAAGAUAAAUGAUCAAGCAGUUUGUUCUUGCAUCCCUAGCUACCUAGGUACUCCACCCAAUUGUAGGCCAGAGUGUAUCCUUAGUUCCGACUGUCCAUCUAAUAUGGCAUGCAACAAUCAGAAGUGUAUAGACCCAUGCCCUGGCACUUGUGGCAUCAGAGCAGAAUGCGUGGUAGUGAACCACAAUCCAAUUUGCAGCUGCCCCUCGGAUCUGACUGGCAACCCCUUCACAAUGUGUAUCAGAAAACAAGAGGAGCCACAAGUUCUAAACCCAUGCGUACCAACACCCUGCGGUCCAAAUAGUCGGUGUCAAGUCAUAAAUAACUCACCCUCUUGCUCAUGUUUGCCCGAGUUUCUUGGAUCUCCUCCCAAUUGUAAACCUGAGUGCAUAAGCAACAGCGAGUGUUCCACCCACUUAGCAUGUAUCAAUCAGAAAUGUCGUGACCCCUGUCCGGGUUCCUGUGGCGCUAACGCCGAGUGCCGCGUGAUAAGUCACACUCCAAUGUGUGUCUGUUCUUAUGGUUACAUGGGAGAUCCAUUUGUACAAUGUCUACCAAGACCAGCCAUUGAGGACACGACUAAGAAACCCACGCCAUGUGUGCCAUCCCCCUGCGGAUCAAACGCAAUCUGUAACGAACAGAAUGGCGCUGCGUCCUGCAGGUGCCUCCCUGAUUACGUCGGCAACCCUUACGAAGGGUGUCGACCAGAAUGUGUCAUCAAUUCCGACUGCACGGCAGACAGAGCUUGCAUCAGGUCCAAGUGUCAGAAUCCUUGUCCAGGAUUCUGCGGAUACAACGCUGUCUGCCAAGUUGUCAGUCAUGCUCCGCUUUGCUCUUGCCAAGUAGGAUUUACCGGUGACCCAUUCACCCAGUGCAAUAUUAUUCAAGAACAACCGAGACCAACUGACCCAUGUAACCCGUCACCUUGCGGAUUAAACAGUCGGUGUCGCGUGUCCAAUGGCCAAGCAAUUUGCUCCUGUUCACCCACCUUCCUUGGAACACCGCCGAUGUGUAGACCAGAGUGUACAGUUAGCUCGGAUUGCGCCACGAACCGUGCGUGCAAGAACCGCAAAUGCGUGGAUCCUUGCACUGGUAUUUGCGGUAUCAAUGCUAGAUGCGAAGCGAUCAAUCACAGUCCGAUCUGCAGCUGUAACGCUGGUUUCACUGGUGAUUCUUUCGUGAGAUGUUUCAAGGUUCCAAGUGAGUAGCCGUCACACUCCGAGCCCGUGAAUCCUUGCGUGCCAUCACCUUGCGGUCCAUUCUCUGUUUGUCGUAUACUCGAUAACACGCAACUGUCAAGCUGCUCUUGCAUGGAGAACUACAUAGGAAGCCCACCCAACUGUCGUCCAGAAUGUACCAUCGAUUCUGAGUGUAGCAGCGACAGAGCUUGCUUGAGACAGAGGUGUACCGACCCUUGCCCAGGUUCUUGUGGCCAAGGGGCGCAAUGCUUAGUGGUGAACCACAUGGCUGUUUGUACUUGUCCGAAAGGAUACACCGGUGAUCCCUUCGUUAGCUGUUUCGUAGACGUACCUUCCACACAACCAACUCCGCAAGACGCUUGUAACCCCUCGCCCUGUGGAUCCAACGCUGUUUGUCGCGAUGGCACUUGCACUUGUAUGCCCGAGUACCAUGGCGAUCCCUAUUAUGGAUGUCGCCCAGAGUGCGUCCAGAACCCGGAUUGCGCAUUGGACAAAGCUUGUAAUCGCAACAAGUGUUUCGACCCUUGCAUAGGUGUCUGUGGACAGAACGCCGAGUGUGUGGUGAUUAAUCAUACACCUAUGUGUAGUUGCCCAGACGGUAUGUCUGGUAACGCGUUCACCACAUGCUAUCCGGUUAAAGACCCACAGAUAGUAGAACCCUGCAACCCGUCACCUUGUGGUCCCAAUAGCAGAUGCCAAGACUUCAGCGGACAAGCAGUUUGUUCUUGUGCCCCAGGUUACAUAGGAAAUCCUCCAGCUUGUCGACCAGAAUGUCUGGUCAACACCGAUUGUCCAUUGAACGAAGCUUGCGUGAACUUGAAAUGUAGCGACCCAUGCCCUGGAUCAUGCGGAGUGUCGGCCCGUUGUCAAGUGAUCAAUCACAACCCUAUAUGUAGCUGUCCUCCAGUUUUCACCGGUGAUCCGUUCGUGCGUUGCGUACCCAGACCGGAGGAACCUGUGUUACCCACAAACCCAUGUCAGCCAUCACCGUGUGGUCCCAAUGCAGUUUGUCAAGUGAUCAAUGACCAGCCAUCUUGUUCCUGCAAAUCAGAAUUCAUUGGAACCCCUCCUAAUUGUAGGCCCGAGUGUGCCAGUAAUACCGAGUGCAAUAACAAUCUAGCCUGCAUCAACCACAAGUGCAAAGAUCCUUGCCCGGGCUCUUGUGGGUCCAAUGCAGAGUGUCAUGUUGUGAAUCACGUACCAGCAUGCACUUGCAUGAGAGACUUCACAGGAGAUCCCUUCGUUCAAUGCACUGCCAAGCCACCGAUGUCAACGAUUCCGACGCAACCCUGUCAACCAUCCCCUUGCGGAGCCAACGCUAUUUGUCGUGAACAGAAUGGCGUUGGUUCUUGUUACUGUUUACCAGAGUAUAUUGGCAAUCCUUACGAAGGAUGUCGACCGGAAUGUACAAUUGCAUCAGACUGUCCCUCCCAUUUGGCUUGCAUCAAUCUCAAGUGUCAGAAUCCUUGUCCCGGUGCUUGCGGUGGCAACACCAACUGCCAAGUGGUUAACAAUCUGCCAGUGUGCACUUGCCUGCCACAGUACAUCGGUGAUCCAUACGUGAAUUGCUUGUACAAAUUGCCAUCCAUCGAAAAAGACGAACCCGACUUAUGCAGACCAUCACCUUGCGGUCCGAACAGUCAGUGCCAGAGUAUCACUGGUCAGGCGGUGUGCUCUUGCCUACCCCAAUACGUAGGAACCCCACCGAAUUGUCGACCCGAAUGUGUCGUCAAUUCAGAGUGUAAUUCGAAUCUGGCCUGUGUCAAUCAGAAGUGCAGAGACCCAUGCGCUGGAACCUGUGGACGCAAUGCACAGUGCAAAGUGAUUCAUAACAGUCCUAUCUGUAGCUGUGGAAGCGGCUUAACAGGAGAUCCAUUUGUGUAUUGCUUCCCCAUUCCAAUAACUACACCAGAAGUUCAGUAUCCAAAAGAUCCGUGCAUUCCAUCCCCUUGCGGUCCAAAUGCGCUGUGCAAACCUUCAGGUGACACUCCUGUAUGCACUUGUAUGAACAACUAUAUUGGUGUGCCCCCCAACUGUCGACCAGAGUGCACCAUGAAUUCAGAUUGCACAGCGAACAAAGCUUGUAUUCGGGAGAAGUGUAGGGACCCUUGUCCAGGAUCCUGCGGCAUCGGUGCACGUUGUACAGUGGUUAAUCACACACCAUCGUGUAACUGUCCUGCAGGCUACACUGGUGAUCCUUUCAUCAGCUGUUCUCUUAUUCCUCAACCUGACAUAACAGAAGCUCCAACAGACCUAUGCAAUCCAUCACCAUGCGGACCCAACGCACAGUGCAGAGAUGGCACUUGCACUUGUAUACCUGGUUACUUAGGUGACCCGUACAGUAUUUGUCGUCCUGAAUGUGUUAUUAACACUGAUUGUCUGCGAACCGAAGCUUGUAUACUGCACAAAUGCAGAAACCCUUGUGUAGGAACGUGUGGAGCAAAUGCAAUGUGCAAUGUAGUCAAUCACUUGCCCAUGUGCAGUUGUCCUAGAAACAUGACUGGAAACGCGUUUAUAUCCUGUACCCCAAUGAAAGACGUGAACAUCGUUGACCCUUGCAAUCCAUCCCCAUGUGGUGCAAACAGUCACUGUCGGUCCUCCAAUGGGCAAGCAGUUUGCACUUGCAUCAAUGGAUUCAAAGGAUCGCCACCUUCCUGUAGGCCAGAGUGCAUUGUCAGCACUGAUUGCUCACGUGACAAAGCUUGUAGCAAUCAGAAGUGCAUUGAUCCUUGUUUGGGCGCUUGUGGCUUAUCAGCACAGUGUACUGUCAUCAAUCACAACCCUGUGUGCAGGUGUUUCGACCAGUUCGUUGGAGAUCCGUUUGUUCAAUGCACACCGCCCAGCAAGGUACCGAAUGUACCAGUGAACCCCUGUCAACCGUCACCCUGUGGUCCAAACGCAGUCUGCCAAGUGAUCAACAACACGCCCUCUUGUUCCUGUCUCCCAGAAUUUAUAGGAACUCCGCCAAACUGUAAACCAGAGUGCGUGAGCAAUUCUGAGUGUCCAGUUCAACAGGCUUGCAUCAAUCAAAAGUGUCAAGACCCUUGUCCAGGAUCCUGCGGUAGAAACACAGAAUGCAGAACGAUCAGUCAUACUCCCAUGUGUAGUUGCGCUAGCGGUUUCACCGGGAAUCCGUUCGUUCAAUGUAGCCCUCAACCUAUGGAGGAUACGCCAACCAGAGUGAACCCGUGCCAGCCAUCUCCCUGCGGUGCAAACGCUGUUUGUCGUGACUCUUAUGGUUCAGCUCUAUGCAGCUGUUUACCCGAUUUCUAUGGCAAUCCCUACGAGAACUGUCGACCCGAGUGUCUCAUUGAUUCCGACUGUCAGUUCAAUCGAGCUUGCAUCAGAAACAAAUGCCAAGACCCCUGUCCAGGAACCUGCGGUUUCAACGCAGCAUGUCAAGUCGUGAAUCACAUCCCCAGCUGUAGUUGUAGGUCAGGUUACACCGGAAACCCGUUCAAGUCCUGUGGUGCACUCGCAGAACUUCCCAAACCAUCCACCCCGAAUCCAUGCGUGCCAUCACCCUGUGGACCAAACAGUCGUUGUCAGGACAACAAUGGCCAAGCUAGUUGCUCUUGCCUGCCCUCCUUCAAAGGAACCCCACCAGGAUGUAGACCAGAGUGUGUAGUUAGCGCUGAAUGUCCCACUAACCAGGCUUGUAUGGGCCAGAGAUGCGUUGACCCUUGUCCAGGUGUCUGUGGCGUGGACGCUAGAUGUGAAGUGUUCCACCACAGUCCCAUAUGCAGCUGUAGUCCUGGUCAGACAGGAGACCCAUUCGUGAAAUGUUUUGAUGUCACCACAAUAGUACCGCCCACUCCCGUGAACCCCUGCGUGCCAUCCCCCUGCGGACCGUUCUCUCAGUGCCAAGACAUAGGAGGCAUUCCAUCGUGCUCCUGCCUAUCUAACUACGUCGGUUCAGCUCCCAAUUGCCGGCCAGAAUGUUUGGUCAAUUCGGACUGUACCAGCGAUAAAGCCUGUAUCAGAGAGAAGUGUAUAGAUCCUUGCCCAGGAUCGUGCGGAACAAAUGCAUUGUGCAAUGUUAUCAGCCACACACCAUCCUGCAGCUGUCCUGCAGAUUUUGUAGGCGACGCCUUUACCAGUUGCCAACCGAUUCUUGAACCAGCCCCUCCAGCACCCUCAGACCCAUGCAACCCCUCACCCUGUGGACCAAACACCCAAUGUCGAAACGGAGUCUGCACCUGCAUAACCGAGUACCGUGGCAACCCCUACGAAGGCUGUUACCCGGAGUGCGUACAGAACUCAGACUGUAGCCGCGACAAAGCCUGCUCCAACAACAAAUGCGUGGACCCGUGUCCGGGAGUCUGCGGCCAGAACGCCGAGUGCGUCGCGGUUAAUCACAUUCCGACCUGCAGUUGCAUAGAAAGCUACGAAGGGGAUCCCUUCACCUACUGUAAACCCGUGCAAAAACGCGUGAAACCCUGCGAGCCCUCGCCCUGCGGACCCAACAGCGUCUGCCGUGAUUUCGGCGAGCAAGCCUCUUGCUCCUGCCUCCCUGGAUACUUCGGGACUCCGCCCAGUUGUAGACCCGAGUGUCUCGUGAACACCGACUGCGAGCAGAGUAGGGCUUGCGUGAACCAGAGAUGCCAGAAUCCUUGCGAGAAUACCUGCGGCCAGGCCGCGCUGUGCGCAGUGCGCAAUCACAAUCCCAUUUGCAGCUGCCCUGCCGGUUAUUCGGGCGACCCAUUCGUCAGCUGCUUCCCCAUCCAACCGAACGACGUGGAACCCAGCCUGGACCCGUGCACCCCCUCACCGUGUGGACCGAACUCCCAGUGCACCGUAAUCAACAAUAAACCUUCCUGCGCCUGUAUGCCCGAGUUCAUAGGAUCUCCUCCCAACUGUAGACCCGAAUGCCUCGUAAACAGCGAGUGCCCCGGCAAUCAGGCCUGCGUUAAGCAGAAGUGUACCAAUCCUUGCGUAGGACUCUGCGGUACCAAUGCCCUCUGCCAAGUUGCCCUGCAUUACAUCCAUUGCGUCUGUCCCGAGGGAUAUACCGGGGACCCGGUCACAGUUUGUUCCCCGAUCACGACGCCCGCAAAACCACCGACACCGUCGAGACCGUGCAGCCCUUCGCCCUGUGGAGUCAACGCCUACUGCCGAGAGAGGUACAACACCGCGUUCUGCGAGUGUAUCCCUGGAUACAGAGGAAACGCGUACGAAGGUUGCCAACCGGAGUGCUUGGUGAACACCGACUGCCCGAAGUCCCAAGCUUGCAUCAGGACCAAGUGUCAAGAUCCUUGUCUUGGCACUUGUGGCGUUGGAGCGAUCUGCACGGUGUCCAAUCACAUUCCUAUUUGUUCUUGCCCUCAACCAACUAUAGGGGAUGCGUUCACACUCUGCAGAGUAGAAGAACCAAAAGAAAGGGAUCCUUGCUCUCCAUCUCCCUGCGGACCGAACACUCUCUGUGAGAAAGUCGGCGACACGGUGGUGUGCAAGUGUCUCCCUGGUCUCCAAGGUGUACCUUCGAGCGUCACUGGUUGUCAUCCGGAAUGCGUGAUCAGUUCCGACUGCCCGGGAGAUAAGGCGUGCAUUAACAACAGAUGCGUGAACCCCUGCACCCAGAAUGUGUGUGGUAUCAGAGCGACUUGCAAGGCGAUCAAUCACAGUCCACUUUGCAGUUGUCCGUCACCGUUCAUUGGCAAUCCGUUCGUAGAAUGCACUGAACCAGUUGAAACUGAUCCUUGCAGUCCAUCGCCCUGCACCUACAAUGGCGAAUGCAAGAUUAGAAACAGUGUUGCAGUGUGUAUUUAUCCGGAGUGUGUCAUCAACGAAGAUUGUCCACGGGACAAAGCCUGCUUCACGCAGAAAUGCAGAGAUCCUUGCAUAGGCGCUUGUGGCGUCAAUUCCAUCUGCCAAACAGUCAAUCAUAAGCCUGUCUGUUCGUGUCCAUCUGGAUUCACUGGUAACGCAAGGAUACAAUGCAACAUUCCACCAGCUGAUGUGCCAGUUCCGGAAUGCACUCAGAACUCAGAGUGUCCGAAUGACAAGUCCUGCUACAAUCAGAAGUGCAUCAAUCCUUGCACAUUGGACUCGUGUGGCUACAACAGUCGCUGCCACGUGCUGUUGCACAGAGCUGUAUGCGUCUGCAAUGAAGGUUUCACUGGCAAUCCUCAACAAUACUGUCGUGAAAUUGGAUGUCGCGGGGACAGCGAAUGCCCCUUGGCUCAGUCCUGCAUCAACAACGAGUGCGUGGACGCUUGCUUGGUCACACAAUGUGGCGUCAAUGCUCUCUGUUCAUCCGAUGGUUACCAUAAACCACGUUGCUACUGUCCUGAGGGAUACCAAGGAAAUCCGUAUCAUAUCUGUGAGAGACCAGAAUGUAUUAACGACAAUGAUUGCCCAUCUUCCUUGGCGUGCAGCAGCCAGAGAUGCGUCAACCCUUGCGACUGUCCAAUGUCUGCACAAUGCUCUGUCAUUAACCACAGACCAACAUGUCGGUGUCCACCUGGUUACACGGGUGACCCGUACACGAAUUGCCACAUGGAACCAACGGACUUGCAAUGUCAAGUAGACGGAGACUGUCCCAGUAAAUUGGGCUGCUUCAGUGGAGUCUGCAAAGAUCCGUGCAUCGAAACGAAACCUUGUAUCACAGGUGCAAGAUGUUCUGUUGUGGACACGCUACCAAUGAGGACAAUGAUCUGCGAAUGCUUACCGAACUUCGCUGGCGACGCAACAGUCGCUUGUAUUCCAGUGGAUAAACAACUUGACGCAAUCUGCAACACCAAUUCCGACUGCACAUCAAACAUGGCGUGCUUGAACCAACGAUGCGUCAACCCUUGCACCAUCAACCCCUGUGCAUCGAAUGCGCAGUGCGUUGUACAAAACCAUCGUCGCCAAUGUCACUGUAACACUGGUCUAUCCGGAGAUCCAUUCAUGAAUUGCUAUAGAGAUACCGAGGGCUUCCCUGACUGUACAUCAAACUCAGACUGCUCACCUGAAGCAGCUUGCAUUAAUCAGCUGUGCCAGAACCCAUGUCUGGGCUCACAGUGUGGAUUAAACGCAGAGUGCAUCAUGGUGAACCAUCACCCGACGUGUCACUGUCGACAAAACUAUGCUGGUGAUCCCCAAGUACAGUGCUUCAAACCUGAAUGCAAGUCUGACGACGACUGUCCCUACGACAAGGCCUGCCAAAACGAAAACUGUGUUAGCCCGUGCCUCGAUGGCGGCAUUGCUUGCGGUCGUGGUGCACAGUGCGUUGCGGUUUCCCAUCGAGCGCAAUGCAUGUGCCCGCGAGGUACCCAAGGCGACGCGCGAAUAGCUUGCGUCUCGGCAGUAUGUCAUUACAAUGAAGAUUGCGCUGAUUAUGAAGCAUGCGACAGACUGAACAGGGUUUGUCGACCGGUUUGCGAUGAAGAUGUUUGUGCAGACACUGCUCAAUGCGUUGCUAAGGAGCACCAACCGAGGUGCAUAUGUCCUUCAGGAACAUCUGGAAAUCCUUACAUCGAAUGCACGGGUGUUUCUACAGAAGUAGGAUGCAGGGCAGAUAGUGAAUGUCCAUUUUAUUUAGCCUGCAUCAAUGCAAGGUGUCAAGAUCCCUGUCUGUCAUCGCAUAUGUGCACUGGUGAUCAAGAAUGUAAAGUAUUAAAUACGGUACCACUUCGUACAAUGAUAUGUAGCUGCCCACCACACACCAUCACUGACAUCAACGGGCAAUGCAAGAAGAUUCUGGUAGCUGAUGUCCAGUGUCACCAAGAUCAAGACUGCAAUAAUUCAGAUAAAUGCAUCAGUGGAACUUGCAUCGAAGCCUGUCUCACUACUCAGUGUGGUCUGAACGCUCAAUGCAAGUCAGCAUCUCACACUGGUAUCUGUCAGUGUGCUCCAGAUUUCACUGGCAACGCUUACAUCGAAUGCAUCAGAACUCCAAUUAUAACCUUACCACCGCCUCGCCCAGAGUGCUACACGAAUAGUGAAUGUCCUAACGAUAAGCAAUGCAUUAAUUCCCUCUGUGUGAAUCCUUGCGUAACCACGGAUCCUUGCGGAAGAAACGCACUGUGCCACGUCAACAAUCAUAUUGCGGUUUGUAGAUGUCCAGCUAACUAUGAGGGCGACGCCAGGCACAAUUGCAUACCACCUGGCAUAGUAGCUGAAUGUCGUUCGAACAGCGAUUGCGCCGGUAAUGCUGCCUGUGUAAACAGUUUGUGCAUUAAUCCUUGCAACUGCGGUCCAAACGCCAAAUGCAACGUUGUCGACCAUUAUCCAUCUUGCGUGUGCCCGCCUGGUUACUCUGGAAAUCCCCAAUUAGGCUGCUUCAAAUUGGAUUGCGAGACUGACAGCGAGUGUAACAACGCCGCAACCUGCUACAACGGGCAAUGCGUGAAUCCAUGCAUCCUGGAGAACAAGUGUGCGAUCAACGCGGAAUGCUACGGCCAAAACCAUCGCGCUGUUUGCCGCUGCGGAGCCGGUUAUCUUGGCAACCCAGAAGUCCAUUGCGAGCGCGCCGAGUGCAACGCAGAUCACGAUUGUCCUCGAAACCUGGCUUGCUACAGUGGACGCUGCGUCAAUCCGUGCAUCGAGGAAUCACCGUGCGCGCAGAACGCCGUCUGCUACGUUCAAGAUCACGAAUCCACUUGUCGCUGUCCUGAGAACUUACCUGCCGGAAACCCGUACUCUUAUUGCGAGCAUCUCACUACUUACUUGGACGAGCCAGAGUGCAGAGUAGACCUCGAUUGCGCUGAUAAACUAGUGUGCAUCAAGAACAAAUGCAUCGAUCCUUGCCCGGUGAUCAAACCGUGCUUGGAGAACGCUAGAUGCAAUGUCCUUGACACUGUACCUGUAAGAACCAUGACGUGUACCUGUCCAGAGGGCUGGACCACUGACAUCGAUGGAGUCUGCAGACCAAUUCAAAUAACGAUCAUUGGCACUUGCACCAGUAACGACGAGUGCAGCGACAACGAAUCCUGCAUCAACAGACAGUGCAGGAACCCGUGCAACUGCGGUACCAACGCUGCAUGCUACGUGAGAAACCACAAGCCCAUCUGUUCGUGCGAGGAAGGCUACCAAGGCAAUCCAGACAUCGCUUGCUACUCAGUGGAAUGUAGGAGAGACAGCGAGUGCGCUCUAGACAAGAGUUGCGUGAACAACAACUGUGUGAAUCCUUGCUUGGUAUCGGACAGCUGUGGCGUGAACGCAGAGUGCUAUCCUAACAAUCAUAAAUCCGACUGCCGCUGUCGCAAGGGCUACCAUGGCAAUCCUUUGGAUCGCUGCAGAGUGAUCGGUUGUUACAGCAAUGGCGACUGUCCGGGCGACCAUUCCUGCAUCAAUCUGCAAUGCGUGGAUCCUUGUCUGCACAGCAAUCCAUGCUCGCCACUGGCCGAGUGCAGAGUAUUCAACCAUUUGCCCAUAUGUCGUUGCCCAUCCCAUCACGUGGGCAAUCCCUACGUAAACUGCAAACCAGAAGACAAACCAGAGUGCAGAGAGGACGACGACUGCCCCGAUUCGCUGGCCUGCUUCAAUAACAGAUGCCAGAAUCCUUGCUCCAUUAUCGCACCAUGCAGCGAACCGUCCGAGUGCAGGGUACUGCCAACUCACCCUGUCCGCAGUAUGGUGUGCGUAUGUCCAAGCGGUUACGUCAGCAGCGGCAGCGGUACGUGUAGAGCUACAAAGCCUAUUCAGGACAUCGAGUGUACUAAAGACAGCGACUGUCCGUCGGACAAGUCCUGCGUGAACGCGGUCUGCAAAAACCCGUGCGCUUGUGGACCCAAUUCGGAAUGCCUCGUUGUGGACCAUAAGCCCAUUUGCUCCUGCGUUGUGGGCUACGAUGGAAACGCUGAUGUGGCUUGCACUAAAGUGGUCGGAUGCCGUACAGACUCUGACUGCAGUGGAUCCCACACCUGCGUUCAACACAACUGUGUCCCAGCGUGCUCCCCAACCGAGCCGACCUGCGGCAAGAACGCCGUAUGCCAAGGAGUCAAUCACAAAGCCAUCUGUGAAUGUCCACCGGGUCUCGGUGGCAAUCCUAGAGUCGCCUGCACUCUCCUGGGCUGCAGGACUAACACGGAUUGCCCCACAAACAAGGCGUGCGUCAACAGUCGCUGCGAGAACCCGUGUGUUGUGAACCCUUGCCGCGGGGACAUGAACUGCAACGUUUACAAUCACCUGGUGGAAUGCGCUUGUCCACCUGGUUACAUUGGCGAUGUUGAAUCAGGAUGUACCAAACUCACAGAACGGUGCAAGGCAGACAACGAAUGUCCAUCCCAAACUGCCUGCUUCAAUGGCGAAUGCAUCAACCCUUGCGUGAAGAUUCAACCGUGCGUGGCGAACGCAGACUGUAAAGUUCUGGAUACAAGUCCUGUGCGGACCAUGAUCUGUGAGUGCAUGCCAGGGUACAGGGGAAAUGCGGUUGAACGCUGUGAGAAAGCUAACAUCUGUCCAGUGGAGAAGGGUCAAGUACGUGAUGAGAAUGGUAAUUGUGUCUGUCCACCUGGCACAGCUAAAGAUGAGAGCGACGUGUGCAUACCUUGUCGCAAACAGAGUGGAAUGAUCAUCAAUGAAGACGGAUACUGCGUUUGUGCUUUGGAAAAUGGCAUGAUCAUCGACGAGUAUGGCCGUUGCGUGUGCUCAACGAAACAUGGAUACAGACUAGACGCUAAUGGAUACUGUAAAUUAGUAGAUAUAGUCGAAUGCAGACGCGACGAUGAUUGCGCUGACAACAGAUACUGCGACAAGACCAGUCAAACCUGCGAAGAUCCUUGUUUGACGCAGUUGUGUGGCAUGAACGCCAUCUGCAAUACCACUCGACAUCAAGCUAUUUGCACGUGCAUCAGUGGCUACAGUGGAAACGCUUAUACUCAAUGCUACAACGGAAACAGAGGACGCACCGACUUCCCUAGACCGGAUAUAAUUGUCAGCUGUUUAUCCGAUGGAGUCCAAGUUUUGAUACACCUUCUGGAUGAUGAAUUCGAUGGUGUCCUCUACGUUAAAGGCCGCAGCAAAGAUGAACAGUGUAGAAGAGUGGUAUCCAUUUCUGCUGACACCAUGCAUAAAACGGAGAUAUUUAAAGUGGUGUUUGGAAAUUGUGGACUGUUCCACGUGAAUGGACAAGCUAGCUUCGUUUUAGUCAUCCAGAAGCAUCCAAAAUUAAUGACAUAUAAAGCCCAGGCCUAUCACAUCAAAUGUAUCUACCAAACUGGAGAGCAGAACGUUACACUCGGUUUCAAUGUUUCAAUGCUAACCACCGCUGGAACUAUUGCUAACACAGGACCACCACCAGUCUGUCUCAUGAAGAUUGUCACCCAAAAUGGAAAUGAAAUCAACUCUGCUGAAAUUGGAGAUAAUUUGAUGUUGCAAGUCGAAGUUCAACCUUCCAGCAUUUACGGUGGAUUCGCCCGAAACUGUGUAGCCAAGACAAUGGAGGACAACUUAGAGAACGAGUAUAUAGUAACAGAUGAAAAUGGAUGCGCGACAGAUCCGACGAUAUUUGGGGAAUGGGAACAGAAUCCUGAAACCCAAGCAUUAAUGGCUAGCUUUAACGCGUUCAAGUUCCCAAGUAGCGAUAAUAUUCGAUUCCAGUGCAAUAUUCGCGUGUGCUUCGGCCGCUGCCAGCCUGUCAACUGCCGAGGAUACAAUGCAUUUGGCCGCCGCCGACGAGACGUUGAUUCCGAGACUAAUGACACAGCUUUGAGCGUUACUGACAACUUUGAGGGACAACUUCGAGAAGAAAUAACAAUCCAGUCAAAUCUAAUAUUCACCUUAGAGAGGAGAGAAGAAAGGUUUACAGCGGAUCCAGCUGAAAUUGCUUCAGCUCAAAGAGUGGAGGAUAUAUGUGUUUCUAUGGUCGGCUUUGUGAUAGCAUUAGUAAUCACAGCACUUUUGGCACUAGUCGCUGUAGCUAUUGCUGUAUCUUGCUGGCUAAUGGCGUAUCGACGCCAGCCAAAGACUGCUGGACCACUGCCACAUCCACCAGAGUUCCCAAAUCCACUGUUCACUACUGAGUCCGUAGCUGAACCUUCUCCUGACUAUCACCUAUCAUAAGUCCUCUAGGAUAAUUAUUAUUUUAUAACGUAAUUUUAUAUAAUUCCCGUUGGAAUGCACUUCAGACCACUAUAUUCGGAUGGUCGGUCUUGUAUUUCUAGAAACAACUCCUCCACUGACUAGUCCUCCGUGUUUUCCUCCUUAGGGUUCACACUGCCGCGUGAUGUUGUUUACUGUUAUAUAUAUACGAGUACCCUAAAUCACGAUAUAGAUAUAUAUAUAUAUAUAAAUAUAUGUACUAUUUAUGGUGAUGGUUUGCUUCCAUUAUCUACACUCAAUCAGUCUUUCGACAAUCUUUCCUCUGAACUGUCCUUUCUAUUUUUAGUCUUUGGAGGAUUUGUUAAGCGUAACACUGCGAAUUUAAUUUACGUGUAAAGUCAAACGAAUUAGUCUAAUAUAGCUUUCUUACUUCGAGCGUAGGUAACUGUACAUUUUAUCUAAUAAAACGCUAAUGUAAUAUUUUUAAAUGAAUGCUCCACCGUUUGUAUUACAUCGUGACAAUGGCGAUAUGUUUGCGAAACGAAGAAAUUGGAAGGUGCAUGUAAAACCCGUAAGUAUGGUGUUGUUUAAGAAUAUUUUCGUAAACCGAUUUUAUUAUAAAUUACUCGUUACAUUUACAUAAUUUACAAAAAGUAGAAUACAUUUAAUGUUAUUAAAAAUUUUCAAUUAUAUUAUUAGAUAAUUCUCUUCAUGCUGGAAUUAAAUAAUAAUUUGGCUGGCAUUCCAAACAACUGAAUCAUAAUUAACAAUUCAAAACAUUCGUUCGGUGUGGGAAAACAUUAUCCUUUUAUAACUGCAAUUGGUCUUAAUUUUAUGCAUUUCCGAGAUAUGCCUGCGGCAUGACAUGUAUUUACAACAUCCGUUACAUUUUUGUAGGAUUCCGGUGCUUCUUCCAUCACCAGUUUUGGCGAAGCAACUCUUAUGGAUAUUCCUUGCUGUUCUAAUUUUCGUAACACUACUGUAUAAUCUAAGUUCCUCCGUGAUUUGGCUCUAGACAGAGCUCGGCCCUGAACACAAUUUACAAUUAAUAUAUAUAUUCUUAUUUUCUAAAUAUCGUAUGAGUACUUACUGCUCCAUGACAAGUCGAUCCAAAUGUCUCCUUCAUACCCUGUUCAGUGCCAGUAAGAACAUAACUACAUGUUCCCAUGGUACCACCAAUUAAAACUG
Molecule: messenger RNA, 55260 nt
Organism: Nomia melanderi (Alkali bee)
Lineage: Eukaryota; Metazoa; Arthropoda; Insecta; Hymenoptera; Halictidae
Source: RefSeq, a predicted model, not a curated record